CCUCCUGCCGCUUUUAUCAGCAAGCUGACCCAGAGUUUAAGGUCCACUGAUUUCCCUCUUGGACAGUCACCUUCAGAAUUGCGCUGUAAAGAAUGCAGAGCCAUAAAACCUGAUGAUCCAGGUGAGUUGCAGUUGGCAGGGGGUGUUUCUCACAGGGUGGAGCCCUGCGCAACUCAGUGAACCUCAAGGCAAAACCUCUGCCUGAUACCUGUUCCCAGCCAUUUCCCACAACUGAUUUAUAGACCACCUCCUGUUUGGGUUUUCCUUUUUUAAAAAAACUGCAAACACUAGAAAUCCAGGGGAUAAACCAGAACUACUUAUUUUGUUAAUUUAUUUUAAAAACAAAGAGAGUACCCUCAUCAUAUUAUCAUAUCACAACGUGGUGUUAUGGGUCUUUGCACUGACGUUGUAAGGGAGUUUAUCCCAGACCCUAAAUAAGCACACAAAAAGGCUUCCAUGUGUUUUUGAUUAAGCCUAGCUUUGUGUACCAUUCAAGACCAGAGCGCCUUUUAUCUAGCUCCUCGCCGUCUGAUCUUACCUGGGCUACGGCCAGCCAUUCACCCCAUGGCCUCCUCCUCCUCACCCUUCCCUGCAAGGAAUGAGUCAUUCUUGCCGUCUGCUGAAAGCGUUAUGUUAGGAGCCACUUUCUGCAGCCGUGUCAGUCCACUGAGUGACAAAGAGUCUUGCGGCAUCUUCAGAAAUAACAAAUGUUAUGGUGCAAGUUGUGAUAGCGCCACUGUAAGACUCCACGAGACCCUUCAUUGAUUAGGAACCAAGUUUUGCCGAAACUUUUACCCACCUAGUUUGUUCUAAAAGUCUUCAAGAAAACUUUUGAUAAUGCACAUCAGAUAGAAAAAAAUGCAAGAAACAACAUUCUGACUAAACAUUAGGAAGAGCUUUCUGACGAUAACAGCUGUCUGACAGUGGAACAAACUACCUUGGAAAGCAGCAAACCUUCUUCAUUGGGUGUUUUUUAUAUAUAUAAAGGUUGGCUGUCCAUCUGUCAUGGAUGUUUCAGCUGUGAUCCCUGCAUUGCAGGGGUGGGACUAGAUGACCCUUGGGGUCCCUUCCAACUUCCCAGUUCUAUGUCUCAGUGAAAGACAGUGAACAUCCAAUGGUCAACAGUCUCAUGUAUUGCACUCUCAUUCUGCCUUAGCCGCUUGUUGCAUGAAGAACAGGAAGGAAAAUGUGGCAAGCAUUUCUACAAUCCUGGGAACCAACUCCUAGGGCCUGAGGUCCCUUCGACUCUCCCCGAUAAAAUAUUUGAGGGGGCCACUCCCCCCAAGUUGAUGGGCAUUGUCAUUCAACUGAGGUGUGUGCAUCAAUUAUGUGGAGCAGGCCUUACCUGCCCCCCCCCAAUAUUUUAGUCAAGUUGGCCCCCCUGUCUACAAUGGUCAUUUCCAAUCAAAUACAAGCUCAAAAGCUAGCUUGAAAAAGCUGCUGUCUUUUGAAAACAGCAACAGAAAAUGCCAAAUAGCAAAACUCUGGCAGAUUGUUUUCGGAUUGCAAAGAAAAGCCCCAGGUCCAUCUCCUCAGCCCAGCCACACUUGGCUUAUCACUAAUCUUGUUUCUUUCUCACUGAAUGUAUGGUUUUCCCAGCCUCCUUCUCCAGAAUCUUUUCUGCUGUGAGCAUGCAAUUUGCAGCCUUGGGUAAAAAAGCACCUGAAGUUAGAGGCAAGGAUUCUCCGGAUCUUGUUUUGUGUAGUUUCAUUGUGGCUUUCUUUUGUGGUGUCUUAUGAUCCUGUCCUUUUGUGCCAUUCCUCUGUUUAUCAGAAGCCAUAUGUCUCAUCCCACGGCUGAGUGUUGGGAGAGGGCAAUUUGUCUAUGGAAUGAAAUCUGUGGUGUGCAUUUUAAUUUCUUCCCUCUGCGCUGAAUACUAAUUCCCAUGAUGUCACACAAAUGACAUUGAGCGGUGCUAGGAGGCAGCCCGGCCUGUCUGUGCCAAGCUGCAGUUGCCUUUCCCAGCUACACCACAGCUGCACUCCCUCCUCCCCUGAAGGAAUGACCUAUAUUUGGUGCUUUGAAUUUUUGUCCUCUUCUGGGGCCAACUGCAGCCUGAGCAGAAGGAAGAAUCGCAGAAAAGUGGCAUUUCCUUCUCCUUUGACACAAUGCACAUAAUCCUGGCAUGCUGUGAUGUUGCAACAUGUGCCCCACUGUUACCCAUUUCAAAAUGACCAAUGCCAUGAGGGGAAGAUCUACAGAAGCUGCUUCUCGUGUUUGUUUUUAAUGCUACAGCAGAUCUUGCAUGGGGUGUCUACCAUUCGUCCGCUGGGUACUUUCUUUUGUGGCGACAGUGCGAAGCAUGAUGAAUUUCAGAAAUGGACAUGCUCAGAUUAUAAAUUAGCUGGAAGCCAAUUCAAGUCACAUGGCAACUGUGCUCCCAGCAGUCAGGUUCUGGAUUCUCACCUCUUGACCACCCAGUUGGUUUUUACUGCAAGCCUGGUAAACUGAGCUCUGGAUUUCAAGGGCUUUAUCAAGGCUGUAGUAUCAAGGACCCCACGGGCAAAUCCUGACCCACUAGGCCCUGGAAAGUCCUAGCCUCCGUGCUUGCUCUGCCAUCUAAGCAAGUGCUCUCUUGGAUGGUGACAUUGACUCAGUGUCUCCUGCCUUUCCCUGGUGGGUUCUUUGGAUCUCGGGCCCAGCCUGGCUUUGACUGAAAAUCUGCUUCUGGCUCAUUUUGACUGAUAACCCUCUCUGGAGAGCCAGCGUGGUGUAGUGGUUAAGAGAGGUGGACUCGUAAUCUGGUGAACCGGGUUCGCUUCCCCACUCCUCCACAUGCAGCUGCUGGGUGACCUUGGGCUAGUCACACUUGAAGUCUCUCAGCCCCACUCACCUCACAGAGUGUUUGUUGUGGGGGAGGAAGGGAAAGGAGAAUGUUAGCCGCUUUGAGACUCCUUGGGGUAGUGAUAAAGCGGGAUAUCAAAUCCAAACUCUUCUUCUUCUUCUUCUCCCCUGGGUCCUGCACCUGUAACAUGGAGCUAGUUAUACUAGAGGUUAAUUUUUUACAAUGUAGUGCAGAUCUGGGAGACUGCUGGCCUUCCAGAUGUUGUUAGACUCAACAAUGCCACCAGCCCCAGCCAGCAACAUCUGGAGGGCAAAAGGUUCACUGAGCCCUGGCACAGUGAGUGACGCACUCCCAGACACAAGAGUUCACCAGUAAACAAAAGCAGAACUGGCUAAAGAGCAGGCCCAGAUGUUUCUAAAGGCUGUCAGCACAUUGUUCUCGAAGUUCAAAAAAAUGUUCAGACCUGACAAGCUGCAAGGGGGAGAUUCUCUCUCUCUCUCUCUCUCUCUCUCUCUCUCUCUCUCUCUCAAUAAAUGAUCUCCUGUAUCUUUAACAGGCACAGAAAAUCAGUAGGUGCGGCCUUGCCCAUCAGUGGGUUGUCAGAGGCACAGCUUUCUAGGCUUGGCUCCAUGCGAAAUUCCAGUCCCUGUCCAAGCACUUUUUUUGCCUCGCUGCUUUCCCCAGGAAAACCUGCUCUUUGAUGCUGAAUUGCGGCACAUGGUGAUCCAGGUUUUCAGCAAUGAAGAAAGGGUUUUUGCAGGAAAGCACCAGGGCAAAAACCAAACCAAGCAAAAACCCACCCACACUCAGACAUGGAGCUGUAAAGCCUGAACCUGUGAAAGGAAAAGCAUGAAAGGAAACCUGGAUGAGCCGUCAGAGUGAUUUUUGGAAGAUGUAGCCCUACAUAUAAGUGGAGCUUAGACCAGCAAGUUAGAUAACAAACUUGUUCAUUUGUAUAUUUGGGUGUUUUUCCAGUGAAUCUGUUUCAUGGAAAUGGCAUAUUAUUUAUUUUAUUUCAUAAAAACAUAUACAUCGCUUGAUUCUAAAACCUCAUAGCAGUUUACAAAGCUAAAGCUGUAAAAUCAAGAAAAAAUCACAACCCAAACCUAAUUUAAAGCAUACCAAAGUUACAAUACUAAAACAGAUUAAAGUUAUUUCAACUUUCUAAGCAUCUGGGUAAAGGUAAAGGGACCCCUGACCAUUAGGUCCAGUCGUGAAUGACUCUGGGGUUGCGGAGCUCAUCUCGCUUUAUUGGCUGAGGGAGCCAGCGUACAGCUUCUGGGUCAUGUGGCCAGCAUGACUAAGCCGUUUCUGGCGAACCAGAGCAGCGUACAGAAACGCUGUUUACCUUCCCACUGGAGUGGUACCUAUUUAUCUACUUGCACUUUGACGUGUUUUCGUAUUGCUAGGUUGGCAGGAGCAGGGACCAAACAACGGGAGCUCACCCCAUCGCGGGGAUUUGAACCGCCAACCUUCUGAUCGGCAAGCCCUAGGCUCUGUGGUUUAGUCCACAGCACCACCCGCAUCCCCAAGCAUCUGGGUAGGCUUCUCUAAGCAGGAGUAUUUUGGGCAGACACCAGAAACAGUACUGUGUAGCUGACUGCUAGAUCUCAAUAGGCAGGGAGUUCCAAAGUGCAGGUGCUGCCACACUAAAUGCCAUUUAGUGUAAACUUACUGAACCUCAAAGCUAUUAUUUGCCUCACCAAAGAAAUCUUACAGAUUCAGAAUUUCAUCAUUAGGUAAAUCGCAACCUGGGGUGAAUUCAAUAAGGAAAAUGAGAAUGAGUUAAACACUCCUUCCCCUGCUUCAUGGUCCUGAUUCAAAUCAUGUUUCUACUACAGUUUUUUUUCCUUAAAAAAACAACAACAACUGAGACCCCUCUGCUGCGUCUCAUACAGUCUGGUCCUUGGGAUGAUUGUGAACCAGCAAUCUUCUUAAUUUCCAUGUGGGGGGAUCUAGAGGGAGAACUGAGGCAGGAAUAAUCAUCAGCAUAAGAAAUAAUUAAUUUAACAAACAUACUAUUAGAUACCCAAAGUUGUCAGCUUGGAAGUCUUUUAACUUGAGCUCAUUUUGCCAAGUGGACAGUGUCUCCGUUUAUUAGGUUCCCUGCCAGGGGGGAUGUCAGAUCUGCUCAUGUGGGCACGGAGCUUUUCUCGGCUCAUUUCUGCAGAGACUGUGAUGACUUCAGCUCUCUCAUUUCCUAUUAUGUCUUCUUUGCUUUUCAGAAUGAGAGCACCCUUUCUUUGUGCCUUCCCAUAGGUAUGUCUACAUAAAAGGGCUAUUUUGUUUUUGUCUUUCGCUUGCUGUGUAUAGAGAUUUACUUAGUUCUCCAAGAAUGCUUUUUUUAUAUAAAAAAAAGGAAACAACAAAUAAUAUGCAUUCAUGACAUGAGCGCACAGCAGUUGAAUUGGUUUUUCUUGCCUCAGCUGUGCCUAGGAGGGGAUGUGACAUUAUUGAAGUCUGGUCUUUGAGGCUGAUGUGUUCUGAUGGCUUGUUCACUGGGACAUUAAAAUCAUUGCCUCUGUCUGUGUGAAAUACACAGCAAGGAGAGGGAUGGGAACACAGGUCAGAAAAGGAUUGUUUGCCCUCCUUUUGUGGUAUAGGAUGUCACACAGAGAGCUCGGCGUGCCUCCUCUUCCAAUGUCACCCCUUCUAGUGAGCUAAAAGACUAUGGCAAAAUUGGACUAUUUGUAUUUGGCGAUUCAGUGACAAGGAUCCAAAGAGUUCCUUUAGGAACACCCAAGGGCUGGUGCAAGCCCAGUGGGAUUUUGAGUCCUUUUCCUUCAACACCAGCCCGCCCUUGCUUUCACUGGCCACAAGGCAUAGCAGUGGGGCUUAAGAAACAAAAGUUCAAAGCCUCAUUGCACAUAGAAUUUCAAUUGCUGGCCAGUAUCUUCUUGAUGCAUAAACAGUGUUUCACAGCCAUGCUGAGACUAAAGAAUACAGAAUUAGAGCAGAGACCACAACACAGACACACUGUCAAGCAUCAAAAUUGGUUGCAGGAAUGAUAAAUACGUUUGUAUUGUUCAUAACUUGAUGUGCAAAACUGAAAGCUGAACAACCUCACUGUACUAGACCCCAGCAUAGGUAAAGGUAAAGGGACCCCUGACCGUUAGGUCCAGUCGCGGACGACUCUGGGGUUGCGGCGCUCAUCUCGCUUUACUGGACAAAGGAGCCGGCAUACAGCUUCCGGAUCAUGUAGCCAGCAUGACUAAGCUGCUUCUGGCGAACCAGAGCAGUGCACAGAAACGCCGUUUACCUUCCCGUCGGAGUGGUACUUAUUUAUCUACUUGCACUUUGAUGUGCUUUAAAACUGCUAGGUUGGCAGGAGCAGGGACCGAGCAACGGGAGCUCACCCCGUUGCGGGGAUUCGAACCGCCGACCUUCUGAUCGGCAAGCCCACAGCACCACUCACUGUCCUGAACCCCAGCAUACCCAGAGGUAAAUCCUGAUGGUGCUCACAGCCCCAAGAGCAACACUAGAGAGGAGGCAGACCGUCCAAAAGUUCAAAUAUCGGUCCAGGUCCAAUACAAUGAGCAAGGUCCAAAGUCAAUCCGCAGAGUCAGGUUCUGCCCUCUGCAGAAGAUCCAGGGUUGGAACACCUGGGGUCAGCCCCAAAGUCACAGUCCAGUGAGGUCCCCAAAGCAGCCAAGUUGUGCUCCAGCAGCAGAGAAAGUUGAGAAGACACAGUGCCUCUGCCUUGUUUCUCUUUUUCUUCUGCCUAAUCUUAUUUGAUGUAUCUGACUUUGUGCCAGCCGUGCAGCUAUGACCCUCACCUGCCCUGAGCCUCAUCCAGCUAAGUGACCACAAACCUCAUCCCAGAGCUAAUGAGCCCUGUGAUCUCCACCUGAUUCCCUAAUAAUAAUAAUAAAUUUUAUUUAUACCCCGCCCUCCCUGGCCACAGCCAGGCUCAGGGCGGCUAAAAUCACAGUAAAAACAUAAUAGGGGGAAAAGCGGGGGACCCCAAUUUAAAAUACAGGUUAAAAUGCAAUUUAAAAUGCAGCCUCAUUUUAAAUUAGCUGAUAAAUCAAGACCAUAAGAGGAGGGAAACAUAAGACCGAGUCCAAUCCAAAGGCCAGGCAGAACAGCUCUGUCUUGCAGGCCCUGCAGAAAGAUGUCAAGUCCCGCAGGGCCCUGGUCUCUUGUGACAGAGCGUUCCGCCACGUUGGGGCCAGUGCUGAAAAGGCCCUGGCCCUAGUUGAAACCAAUCUAACCUCCUUGAGGCUCGGGACCUCCAAAGUGUUCUUAUUUGUGGACCUCAAGGUCCUCCGCUGGGCUGGGUUUCCUUGCCUGCCUCAGUCUCCUGGAUGCACUUAUUGCUGUUCCCAGCUCCUCAGAGAUUGCCGUGUCCCUGGAGAUGGGGGCACCUCUGGUUCUAGUGAUGUGUCCCCCUCCCCAGGCUCCCCUGGUCCCUGCAGCAGCCUCUCAUGUCCUGUAAGUACCUCCUAAGUCCCCAACCUCCCCUUCCCUCUCUUCAGCUUAUCCUGAUAUGUACCAAUCACAGCUACACCCCUCACCAGCAUCCUUCUCCCUUUCCUUGGUGUCCUCCCAGCUCAGGACACUCAAUUUCACUGUUGAUCUAUUGUUUUUGAAGUGGAACUUGGAUCCCAAAGCUGGCAGAAUCAAAUUCAGAGGGAAUUUCCAAGUAUCUGGAAUCACUUAUGCAGCUAAUUCCCAUUAGCUAUACACAAAGGUUCUGUUCACGUAAGACAUACAUUGUGUGCCACAGAUAUAGACUGUCUCAGUUUGGGUACCAACUAUAUAAUGCAGAGUGGACAGUACUGUCAAAGAUGCAUACAGAGAGAUUUGUGUUAACAAUCAAAUUACAAAACUAGUACAGAAUAACAUGCUGCCACUGUUGGUUCCUCCAGAGCAGAAGGUCCAUAUCACAAUGAAAGAUGACUACCUUUUUUUUACUCUUUGUACAUAACAUGCCAGUCCCAAGACAACCGUCGUAAAAAGGGUUUUCCAGUAAUUAGACUCAGCCAAUGCCUCCAUCAAAUUCUGCCUUGGCAGCAGUGCCAAGGUUUGAAAUGCUCAUCUGCUGUAUUUUGUUAGCUGGCAGCCUCCCUCCUCCUUUCUUUCAGAAUUCUGAAAAUAAUUCUGUAGCAUCUUAUCCUAUGGCAAUCAGCACUUCUCCUAAAUUUUCCAGUUUAUCUCUAUAAGAAGAUAAGAUAAUCUUAAUCCUCGACAUUUUCUCUCCUUGUCUCGUGAAGUGCAGAGUAUCUUCAUUUUGCCAGGGACUGAAGCUGAGUUAGCUCAAGGCAACCUAUUAUCCAAAUAACUGACAACCACAUAUAUGGAGCCAGAUCCACAAUGCUCUACUGCUUGAACCACAGUAUCUCCGACCUAGUUAAUUUCUCCAAAAGAUGAGGUUUUUAUGCAGCAAAGUAUCAGUGACAAAUGUCUUCCCGUCUUUCAUUGAAUAAGGGGGCUAGAGGCCCAUUAAGUCCGGCCCUUGCCCCAAGGUAGCUUCUUCCAUACAUCAGUCUCCUAAAGCUCUAAUUCAAGUCUCCAGGCAGGCCAGGAGCAGCAGCCAAAUAAGUGUGCCAUACCAGGAAAGACAAGGAAAUGUCCCAUAUGCAAGAUACAGUCAGUGGGGAAUUCACAGAAUACAGGCAAAUGCUGCACUUUUACAUUCAGUGAGAUAAAUAAAUAGAUAUGGCUGUGGUUCCUGCAGGGUUUUAUUUUGUACAACCAACAAAAUCAGAGAGAUCUUGUAUCUGAGUGUAGAUUUAAAGUAGUUCAAGAGGGCGGGGAUCACAACUUGCUCCCAGAGAUUUAAUGUAUAUAAAGUGACAGACUGUUCAUAAAGCCCACUUUCUGAUUUUGGCAGGAGGCGGCGUUGCAUUAUCUACAUGAGAGAGAUAAACAAUGAGCUGUGUUAGUUUAAUAUCUCCAGUAUGAAAGAAAUCAAUGGACUCAGUGAAGUCCAACCUGAAUGAAAUCAAAUUUGCUAAUAAAUUCUAGUUCAGCAAUUUUAGAGUUCUUUUUCUUCUUCCUCAAAGUUAGGAGCAAAGUGGCCAGGGACAUGGAAAGUUUCUCUUACAGCAAAGCUUUUCUGAAUGCUGCUGGUUUUUUAAUAUUAGAUUUUCUGUUCAUAUAUUUUCUGUCCAUACAUAUUUCUGACAAAAUAUUAAUAGCAGCAGUGUAGUGAUGUAGAAAGCGUAUCACAGGAUUUGCCCCCAAAUGGUCUGAUCUCAUCUUUUCUUUUAUUGCCUAGCAAGACCAGAUUGUUUAGUUUGGCCAAUAACUCACAUAUAGUAACGCUUUGUUCCUUUCAUCCGUGAAACUAGGCAAACUGCAAAAAGACACAGUGAUGUUUUCAGCCCACCAUGCAUGGCACACCUGACUUUCUUUCAGAUUGUAUUUUAGAUGAAUUCCACUGUGCGAUGGAUGUGUAAUGAAUGAAAAAGGAAAAUGAAUAUAUAUAUAUAUAUAUAUAUCUAUAUAUAUAUAUAUAUAUAUAUAUCUAUCUCAACUGACUUCUGAUUCUCCCACCUUGGUAUUAUCGUUUGAAGCAGGUCUGCAACAAUCUACCAGUGCAGGGUUUCACAUAGUAGCAAAUAUCUGAAAAGAUGACCCAAACAUAAUGUUCUAAAUUUAAAGGUUCUAUAGCCUUUCACGGCAUGGAAUAUUCUUGUAUUCCUUUUGCAUCCGGUUCUAGCAUAAUCAGAUACAGCAUUAUUUCUCAGCAAUUAUAAUAUUGCAAACCCAUCUGCAGUGUUGCCCCACUCCUACCCCAGGGAACAGAGGCCUCGACAAUGAUAGGUGGGACACACUGCACAAGACAGCGUCCUGGGAUUUAAAACUGGCCACACCUUUUCUUGACUGCAGUUGUAGGCAAGCUUUGUCUCAGGCACUGGGUUUAGCUGUCAGAUGGAGGGCCGGCACUUCCCCAGGGUUGUGCCUGGGAUUAGGGGGCCUCCUCAAGAUGCAGUUCCAUGUAGGUGGUCCCCCGAGGCAACAGCCCAUCUGCCCCCCCCCCCGCUUGGCUUCUGGACAGAGACUCCCCUCUAACCGGGUACCCUGCAAUCACACCGGUUCAGGAUGGGCAAUGCACCAGUUUACCCCGACCCGAUAUUAGACUAAGGAUUCCACCCAAUGGAAUCUCUUAUCUGCCCAAACUUGUUGCCAGUGGCAGAGGAAGGGGAGUGCGGUGGGGCGAUCCGCCUUGGGUGUCAUCCCUGGAGGGGUGACAUUCGGAGCGCUGCCCACCCGUGACUCCCAAGCUUACCCCAAGCUGUCGGGGGAAGCGGGGAGCUGCGCCACUUUGCCGGUGGCAUCCCCCCCUUCCCCCUUCAUUUUGACAGCUGGGAGGAGGCUUGGGAGUCGCGGGCGGGCGGUGCGCCAAAUGUCUGCCGUCGGUGGCUCGCUCCGCCUUCGUGGGCGGCUUGCUCUGCCCUGGACAGCGCGGGCAUCUGCUCCACCGCGGACUGUUGCUUAUGAGGAAGACAAAACCUCCAAAUGGGGCCAAUCUGUCUGCAGGUAAAUUCAUUCCUGGCUCUGAAUACAGCAACCAUUAAUGAACCAUCACAAGGUCUGUUAUGCAGUGCAGGGAAGAAAAGGUUAGCAUGCAAAAUAACCACAGCAUGAAGGGAGGGACGGAGAAUUGUUUUUCUGCUGUCUGCGACCCCAAAUUCAGGUGCACCCGACCUAUAUAGCUGGGCCCUCUGGCCACUGAUUGGCUGAUUCAAAACUUGGGGGGGUGGCCAUGCUGCCCUCCUUUGUGGCCGACUGGGGGAAUUCCCCAGCCGCUGGCCGCACAAUGGAGAAGACUUUUGGAGAGGCCUCCGUGGAGUUGAGGGCCUGACGCGACGAGCUACAACUGCUGUCCACCUGGAGACUGGGUAAGCGGCCAUUACAGUGCUCCCCAGUUGCUCAAGGUAUUUCUAGAUGUGGUGCAUGAGGCAUAAUUGGGGCUUUUUUCCAGCCAGAACUUGCUGGAACUCAGUUCCUGCACCUCUUAGGUGGGUGCCAUUGCCAUUCUAAGAGAACAAGGGAGGUGUUCAGGGUGAGGCAUAUUUUUAAGUGAGCUCAGUAACGCCCCCUAAUGGAAACAGUGGCGUGCUUGUGCUUUGAACCCUGGUUAAUUGUCCAGAGAGGAAGGGGAUAUAAGCAAUCCAUUGAUAACCAGUUAAUGUCUUAAUUUGACCCUUCUGCUUAAUAUGAACUUGAAGGUGAGCCAAUAGUUAAUUGUAUUGAUUUAGGAAUUAGAUUUGUUUCUGUGGUAUUGUGGCCUAGGGAAACAGAGAUCCCGGACAUUUGUUCUCAUUCUCCCCAUUGUUUGCUGCUUCCUCUUCACGCCCUUCUGAAAUAAUUAGUCAGAAAACAAUAUCCCUCCCAAUGUGGAACACGCGUCAACCUUGCUGGGGGCAAAGAGGAAAUUCAUGUGGAGGAGGACAUCUCUGACGUUUUCUGUGGCUAGUGAGAUUCAUCCUGUCUCAGUCUGCGUGGCAAUAAAAUGUCAUGAACCAUAUGCCAUAUGAUGUUUUGAAUAUGCAUUCCAAAAGGCAAGCCUAUUGCUAUUGAUUACAUAUACAGGACGCUGCAUGCUUUUCAGUCAGAAAGCCCCGAUGAACUGAAAGCAUUCCAGCAUCACAGGAUGAACCCUUCCUGACGUCCAAGAAGUCCUGCAUUUUAUUCUCAGGGUUGUAAAAUUGCAAGCCGCAACCCAGCUCCAGGAACACGGCAUUUCACCGCCUUGUAUGUAUUAUACGCGGUGGGAGGAGAAGACAGCCUUUUGCCUACUUGAUUUUUAAAAGAUCCUCAGUGUUUUACUGCAGGAGAGGAAGGGAGUGCAAGAACACAUCCAAGAAGAAGAAAAUGAUGGGGUUUUGCCGCAGGAGGGAGGACUAGUAUUGUAGUAUUUUACUAGUAUUCACUAUGAUUUUGCAGGUCUAUCUGAACACUUUUGCAGGACAGCAAGGGAGCACUCAGUGGCCAGGAGAGUAAUCAAAUGAAUUAAAAAUAAUUAUUAUUUUUUUAAAAUGCUGAAAGGCCACAAAAUGACAGACAUGGAUUGGAGAUGUAUCUCUCAUCCCCAGUUCUGUCUUUAAACUUAAAAUCAUGGAAUCAUAGACUCAAAGAGUUGGGAGGGACCCCAAGGGUCAUCUAGCCCAACCCCUGAAAUGCAGGAAUCUCAACUAAAACAUCCAAGACAGAUGGCUAUCCAACCUCUGUUUAAAAGCUCCAAAGACUAAUAUCUUCUGAGGGGGUGUGUUCCACUGUUAAACAGCUCUUACUGACAGAAAGUUUUUCCUGUUGUUUAGUUGGAAUUUCCUUUCUUGUUACAGUGGUACCUCGGGUUACAGACGCUUCAGGUUACAGACGCUUCAGGUUAUGCACUCCACUAACCCAGAAAUAGUGCUUCAGGUUAAGAACUUUGCUUCAGGAUGAAGACAGAAAUUGUGCUCUGGCGGCACGGCAGCAGCAGGAGUGGUGCUUCAGGUUAAGAACAGUUUCAGGUUAAGAACGGACCUCCGGAACGAAUUAAGUACUUAACCUGAGGUACCACUGUACUUGAAGGCAUUGGUUCAGGUCCUCCCCUCUGGGGCAGGAGGAAACAAGUUGGCUCCACCUUCCAUGGAGCAGCCCUUGAGACAUCUGAAGAUGGCUCUCAUAUCUCCUCUCAGUCUUCUCUUUCCCAGGCUAAACAUACCCAGCUCCUUCAACCAUUCCUAAUCAGGCUUGGUUUCCAGACCCUUGAUCAUCUUGGUCACCCUCCUCUGCACAUGUUCCAGCUUGUCAACAUCCUUCUUAAAUUGUGGUGCCCAGAACUGGACACAGGACUCCAGGUGCGGUCUGACCAAGGCAGAAUAGAGUGGUACUAUUACUUACCUUGAUCUGGACACAUACUUCUGUUGAUGCAGCUGAGAAUAGCAUUAGCCUUUUUUGCUGCUGCAUCACACUGUUGACUUGUGCUAAGCUUGUUGUCCCCUAGAUCCUUUUCACGUGUACUACUGGUAAGCCAGGUGUCCCCCAUCUUAUAUUUGUACAGCUGCAGUACUUUACACUUGUCCCUAUUGGAGUUUAUUUUGUUAGCUUGUGCCCGGUUCUCCAAUCUGUUAAGGUAAUUUUGAAUCCCAAUUCUGUCUUCUGCAGCAUGAGCUACCCCUACCAGUUUGGUGUCAUCUGAAAAUUUGAUGAGCAUCCCCUCAAUUGCUUCAUUUAUAAAGAUGUUGAACAACAAUGGGCCCAGGACAAAACCCUGCAGCACCCCACUUAUCACUUUUUCCCAGUAUGAUGAGAAACCAUUAAUGAAUACGCUUUGGGUUCAGUCAGUCAAACCCGCCUAACAGUUACCGUAUUUUUUGCUCUAUAAGACUCACUUUUUCCCUCCUAAAAAGUAAGGGGAAAUGUGUGUGCGUCUUAUGGAGUGAAUGCAGGCUGCGCAGCUAUCCCAGAAGCCAGAACAGCAAGAGAGAUUGCUGCUUUCACUGCGCAGCAAUCCCUCUUGCUGUUCUGGCUUCUGAGAUUCAGAAUAUUUUUUUUCUUGUUUUCCUCCUCCAAAAACUAGGUGCGUCUUGUGGUCUGGUGCGUCUUAUAGAGCGAAAAAUACGGUACCUCAUCCAACCCCCAUUUCACCAGCUUCCUCACAAGAAUAUCAUGGGGGACUUUGUCAAAAUCUUACUGAAAUCAAGAUACACUAUGUUCACACCAUUCCCCUGAUCCACCAAGCUUGUAACUCCAUCAAAAAAAGAAAUGAGAUUUGUCUGGCAUCACUUAUUUUUGAGAAACCCAUGCUGGGUCUUAGUAAACACAGCAUCAUUUUAUAAGUGCUCACAGGUAGACUGUUACAUGCACCCCACCUUUCUUUCUUCUUGAAACUGUCUGCAUUUGGGCCUUCAACAUUUCACCUUUAAGGACCUUACUUUUUUUUUUUACAGCGUUUGAGUUCCACCAGAUAACAGGGAAGUUGAAGUCUGCUGUGAGUACUAUAUCUCUCUUUUUUGAAUGUUUGGUAAUCUGCUCUAGGAAGGCAUCAUCCAAGUCUUCAGUCUGGCUUGGAGGUCUAUAGCAGACACAGUAAGGUCACUGUUGUUUCUCUCUCCAACAGUUUUUACCCAUAUACUGCUUUCAAUGCUCCAGGUCAUGGAUUCUUCACAAGUGUACAUCUCCUUUACAUAUAAUACUCCUCCUGAUCUCUUCCUGUCUGGUUUAUUCCUUUUGAGCAAGUUAUACCCCUCAAUUCCUACAUUCCAGUCAUGAUUCUUAUCCCACCAGAUUUCAGUAAUGCCUACCAAGUCAUAUUUGCCACCCUGUAUUAAAAGCUCCAAUUUGUCUUUCUUGUUUCCCAUGCUCAGUGCAUUUGUGUAGAGACAACUGAAACCAUGAGUCAUUCUCUCCAGCUGCUUCUUCCUUGUAGUUACUAGUGUCAAUAAGCAUAUGAAUGGGAUAUAAUAAAGUCCUUCACCAAAGAUUCCUGAGUAAGAUUACGAGAUAAAACGAAUUGCGUGCCCAGGCAGAGAUUCGCCCCCACACCCGACCCCAGACGACACCCGGGUGGAAUAAUGACUUGUGACAAUGUGUUACGGGAUUAAAAUUGGCCACAACUUUAUUAAACUUUCAGAUGUAGGAAGACCUUGGCUUAGGCAUUGGGUGUUUAUCCCUCCCAGUCCCCAGCUGGGGAUCUGGGGCACAUCAGGGUUAACUACUCUGUCUGGGCAUUGGGCUGGCUCUGGAAGACGUAUGUUUGAGCAGAGAGCACACACCCCCAUUUCACCGCAACACAGGGGAGUGCACUGACAACCUUUUAGUGUAUGGCCAGUGACUCCCCUCAACAUAGCCCCUUUAACGGGCAACCCUGGGAUCGCCACUACAGGGGGGGGGCGUGUGUCACCGCUUCAUGCCCCCCCCCCAUUUAGGGAAGAUAGACCAAAGGAUUCCGCCCAAGGCUUGAAACUGCCAAAGUUGUGACGUUUUGCUACAGGGAAGGCGAAACCUGCCAAUGCAGGGAAAUUCCUUCCUGGUCCUUCAACAGCAACCAUCGUUAGACUGUAGCAGCGCCCACAUACCUGUAAAUAAGAAGUUAACCUGCAAUAAAAGGCCUAAAGGAAAGGAGGGUAGGGCGGGCGAAGCUCUGGAGCCGACUGAGAACUCCCAUGUAGGCUCCACCCCCUUUUAAGACCCCCUUUUAAGACCCGCUCCCCUGGCUACGCCUCCCCAGUCGCAAUUGGUUCUUUGAACUGAGGUUUGGCGGGAACCUCAAGGUUUGCAACUUGGGGACGCCGUCCAGGAGUGCUCGGCCGGGUGUCACGUAGCAUGGGGGGUGCUGCUCGCAAGGGGCGCCCUCCAUUUGAUGUGGAGAGCGGUCAUUGUAUUCUUAUCGAUCAAUAAACAGGAAUCAGAGAGUAGAAGUAAUUGGGCAGUUCUCACAAUGGAGUGCUGGAAGUAGACCCCCAAAGGAUCAGUAUUGAGACCUGUACUUUUAAACUUGCUUAUAAAUGAUCCACAGUUAACAGUGGGUAUGGGUGGGGGGCACUUGUACAUCCCAUGGGCAUGUGGUCCACCACUGUGUGAACAGGAUGCUGGACCAGCUAGGCCUUUGGUCUGAUUUGGCGGGACACUUAGGUUUAUAUGUACUCUAACCAGAGAGAGCUCCAUUCACAUGCAGAAAUUUAUUGUGGGAAGGCUUUCUCAGAGACAGUUGUGGUCCGUUUUUGAAAUGUAUCAACAGGGUCUGUUCAGUAAUUCAGAGCCUAAUGCCACUAUGUGCUUUCCAGUGGUUUUCUAAUGAACUGUGUCCCGAAGUAAAUAUUUUAAUGACCCUCCAACAUUACCUUAUUCUCUUCCUGAAUUUCACAGUGGUUUUAAUUUAAAGAGCACUUGUUUUGAUCCUCUAAUCCAGCUGGCCUGCUAUUGAGGGAGGAGAGUACAAUGAUUUUGCCAUCUUAUAUAAUUAUUUAGUUGAUUACUUGGAGCUUGGUUUAGCCAAAUGCCUUUCAAUGAAGGACAACACAGAUUCUGAGCUGGCAAGUACUGCAGUUUAUCCUUUCAGGCUCCUGACUGUGUACAAUUGAUAACCCCGCAUUGUUUCCAAGCAAGGAGUGGCAAUGGAAAAUCUCUAUUGAUUUCACAGUUCUUGUUUCUCUAGCAUAUGUGUUCUCACAUCAGCAAUUACUUUUAAUAUUUCAUAGUAUACUCAGUAGCAAGCCUGUUAAGAAAAUUAGCACUUAAUCAUUUAGAAAGAAACAUAAUUCAGUUUUCAUAUUGAAAUUCAGGAAUGUCACAUUGAAUACAAUGACCUCUUUUCAAUUAAUCUGCCAGACUGAGAAGACCUUUGCCUCUCUUAUUAACCUCUGUCCUGUUAUCAUAUUUUGAUUUUCUUUUUCACCGUGGGAGUUUGGGCACCUUUUCCUAUUGGAAAAGGAAAAGUAUGUUGUAUUGCAUGUUUCCCUAUUUGCUCUUGCAGCCAGGACAUUAAGGGUCAAAAUCUGAUUUUUAGAAAAUAUUUGUUAUGGCUCCUAGUUGAACAAAUAAAAUCAUCACUGCACUACUUAACCAUUAUCGAUAGAACUAGUGGGAAGAGCAUUGUGGCUGAGCAUAGGCAGGGAGAACAGACCUGCAGAAAGGGGGAUGUAGAAAGGGGGAUGUAUGGGACACAAUGAGAAGUGAACAGUCUCAGUUCAAGGAUUUCUGCUUGUGCAGGUGAACAAUCUCUCUCUCUCCUUGCCCUGAGACCCCUGGAAUUUCUUCUAGGAGGCCCCUUAACCCUCUCAAGCAGAUCUGGAGAUGGCACAAAUCCUCGCAGUGAUGGGUUGUGUUAGCUGGUUACCAUCCUAGGUUUCAAGCCUGAACAAUAUAAAAACCCGUUCUUGUUUCCAACCUUGCAAAAUGUUUUGAUGUAUCCUUUUGUUGCCUCAAUAAGGAAUGGCAUUUAUCUAACAAUUCCAUUCUUUACUACUCUGCCACAAAACAAAAGGAUGCAAUAUAUAUAUAUAUAUAUAUAUAUGUACAAUAUACAAUAUAUAAUAUACAAUAUACGUAUAUAUAUACGUACAAUAUACAAUAUAUAAUAUACAAUAUACGUAAUAUACAAUAUACGUACAAUAUACAAUAUACAAUAUACGUACACAUACAAUAUAUAUACAGUAUGGCUGGGACCAAGACACUUGUGCUUGAAGAAAAUCAGGGAAGGAACAGGCCAUUAUUACAUAGUUAUAGUAUGGAAUCCUGCCAUUUUGUUACAUUUGCUCUAAAAAAAUGAGUUGAUCGCUGUUUCCACAUUAGAGCGCAUCUGAAUCAGUUCUGGGAGCUCCUGGAAUGCCACACCAUCAAUGGUCCUGAUUAGGGGAGUGCCACAAUGUACUUUGGUGUUCCUGGACAUUCCUUGAGUUUCUGGCUGAUGCUUUACAUCACUCGAAUAGACUUAUUUUCAUGAAAUGAGAAAAAGAAACUGAGAAACAUUCUGGCCACCUGUAACAUGUACCAGAACCAUUUGGUUUGGGAUCCUGUUUGCACUUGGCUGAUUCUACAUUGUAGAAAUGGCUUGGGUGCCACCUGCCCAUUGCUCCACCCAUUCUGGUUAUGUCUGAACUCAGAAGAACGUGUGAGGCCCAGCGCUUAGCAGAGUCACAGAUUACAUGUUUCCAGGAUGGCUCCAAAGUACAUUCCUGCCACUUGGAUCUCUCAGGUUCAACUCGUCGAUAUUAUUGCAGUGGAGUGGAAUCACCAAGGAGAGGCAAUCUUGCUCGUGUUGAAACCGAAGAACUAGCUGCAAUGGCCCAUGGCCCUGAUCCCUCACUUGAGUGGGCUUGCUGCUCUCUGCUAUCCAGCCUCAAAGUGGGUUAAAUAGCUGUAUGCAAAACUGCAGCUUCUGCUCAUGGAGCGUAAUGAGUCCAGGAAUCAAUUCAGAUGAAAAGGUAGCUGACAUUGACAAGCAAACAAACAAAAAAUGGUCACUGUGAACAGGACAGAUAUGUACAUUGGCACAAAGUACUGUAUUUUUCGCUCUAUAAGACGCACCAGACCACAAGACGCACCUAGUUUUUGGAGGAGGAAAACAAGAAAAAAAACAACCUCAGAAGCCAGAACAACAAGAGGGAUCACUGUGCAGAGAAAGCAGUGAUCCCUCUUGCUGUUCUGGCUUCUGGGAUAGCUGCGCAGCCUGCAUUCGCUCCAUAAGACACACACACAUUUCCCCUUACUUUUUAGGAGGGAAAAAGUGAGUCUUAUAGAGCAAAAAAUACGGUAAAUAAAGGAAUCCUUUUUUUUGAAGUGGGGACGACAGCGACCUACAUCGCAUCGGUUUUCUUGGUGAAAAGCUACACUAACAUGCUACACUUGCAAUCAGAAACACAGUGAGGUGGGGGCACAUUACUAUUUAUAUUAUAGAAUAGUAAUAGUAGAAUUAUAUCAUACCUUCUGAAUUAAGAAUUUCCAACACACUGAAACAAUACAAAAACUGGCCAGUAAUAGGACUCUCAGAGCAGGAUACAAUUUUAAAAGAAACACAAUAAAAUCAUUAAAAAUGCAGCAGAACCCACAAACAUCUAGCAAAGCUGUACUGUACAGUGCCAAGAUAAGUAACAAUAAUAACUGUUUUUCCUGGUUCAGAAAAUACAUCAAGCUUACCUAUCAACAGUGUGACCAGAAAUAAUAUACUCAGUUCAUUGGUUUCAAUGCCUUGAAAUCCUUUAGGAAGCAUCCAAAAAGAAACUUCUAGAAAUAGUAACUUAGAAAUUAUACUUAGAAUGGUGUCCAUUUUCAAUCUGCAUAUAUCAUCUUUACAUUAGCAAGAUAGAUUUGCCGGAGUGGAAACAGUUAAAUAACUAGGUCACUACACUAAGCUAUAUUGAGUGGUACACAACACCAAUAGACAAGCCAUGGGAUUUAACGAGAAUUACACUGAUGUUGCACAAUUCUGAUGAAUGUGCAUAUAUUCAUCAAAAUUGUUUGUUCUCUAUCUGUUACUUAAAAUUAAACAAAAAUAGGACUCCAAAUGGUGAAGGAGUAAUAUUUGGCUAAUUGCUGGAUCCAUCUCCCCAGUCACAGGGAACUCCUGUCUGUGAAGCCUCGUGGCCUGAGGGCAACGGAUUGGCUCAGUGGCUUCUUUUUAUUUGAAAAAAAAUGUCAUCAGAAUUACGCAAACAUCACUGUUGGUUGCAUCCCAUUUCAAGGAAACCAAAGGAUUUGGGAGAAAAUAGGUCACAUGCACUUCAUCCCAUGUCACAUGAUUUCCAUCCAGAGGCCAAUGAGGGUUUAGACCUCUAUGCAUUUGAACAAGAUAACACUGUAAUUUUACCCAUUCGCAUUUUUCAUCUUUUCUCAACGUGGAAAGAGUGACCAUCUGUUUGAAACCCACAGCAAACUAAAUCAUUUCCAAAGCUGCUUUUUUAGAGGUAAGGAGAUUUAAAAUAUUGUUUUGAUGGUGUGCAACAGCCGUUCUAAAGACCCUCCAACCCAUCUCCUACCCCAGUGUGUGUUAGUGAGACGCAUAAAGACAAUGAUAGAUAGCAAGUGAGAUGAAGGAGCCCUAAAGUAUAUCAGAUCUGUAUUCAAGGGGUUGCGAUCCUCUGCACACAGACCUGGGAGGAAGCCCCACUGAACAAAAGUGGGACUUCAUUCUGAGUAAAUCUGCAUAGGAUUCCUUUGCAUGUGACGUCUCAGAAAUGGUCUUGACAGGAAAUCUAAAAGGAGCAGAAUGGAUGGAAUGUUUUCUGUUUGAAAGAAAACCAAGGGAAAACCAAUGGAUUGGGGUGUCUUUUAAGAGAAUCUCCAGACAUUGUUUUUACUCAUAUGUGUUUGUUUACUACUAUAGGCAGAAUUGCAUCAAAUACCUUGACGUAAUAGUGAUCAUCCAAUAAUACAGUAUGAUGAUUAAACUUAAAUAUGACAGAACCUACUUUCUCAAUGUGUCAUUAUGCUCUAGAAUGCUCUAGAAUACUCACAAUUUUGGUAAAAAUAAGACGUAGCAAAGAAAACAAUACAUCUUACAGUUUAGAUGGAAUCCUAUAUUUCUUUUAAUAUUUUAUUUAAUAUACAUGUAACAUUAUAUGAUCUAAUCUCUUAUUCCUUCUCUUAAAGUUAGAUUUUGUGGAGGGGGGAAUAUAAAUUAAUAUCAGUUUUAGUUUAGUCCAUAAGAGCAGUGUAAUGUAAAAUAAAACUGCAUUAGGGUUUUGAUUCCAAUUUGAUAUCUAACAUUUCUUUUAAUAUAUCAUAAAGCUACAUUAAAUAAAAUAUAAAUGUGAAAUGUGAGUUAUACAGAUCCCAAUGUUAAAUAACUUCACAGAUAUGAUAUUAAAUUUCACAAAUCCAUUGCAUGUAAUAUUUCUAUUCUGGAAUUAAUUAAUGUGCUAUAAUUAUCCUAAAAUGAAUCAUAUACCACAAAACAGAAAGCAUUUCAAUAUUCCUAAAUAAUAAUACUAUCAGAAGAAUGUCACACAAAUAAUAUUGAUCUUCAUUGUCAUACAGGUAAAAAAUGUAGUAGAAUUUCCAUGACAUUUCUAAUACGAACCUAACAUUUUAGAUUACAGUGAAAUAAAUAUUUGAAGUACAGCUCCCCAAAUUUCAUAUCAAAUGGAAAACGGUACAAGAAAUCUAAAAACAUGCAGUGCAAUUCUAAGCACGUUUACUCAGAAGUAAGUCUCGCUGAGCUCACGGGUGCUAUAAUACUGCCUUAAGAUGUUUACAAGCAUAAAAAUUUAAAGAAUUUUAUUCUGAAUUGUAAAUUGUGCUGAACAUUGCCCAUUUUUGUAAAAUUAAGAGAUGGUAUGCUUAUGAUGCAGUCCCCUCCCCAAUGAAACCAGAAACAUACACUGUAAUCCUGAGCGUAUUAACUCAGAAGUGUGUCCUAUUGAGCUCAAUGGCACUUAUUCCUAAUAAGUGUGCUUAGGAUUUAAAACCCAAGAACAAAAUGAAUAUUUGGCAAGUCUUUUAAUUAGAAAAGGCUGUGUGUGUGUCCAAAAGUGUGUAAGCACUACUGAAGAGCUGAAACCGCAUGUUUUCUGAAUUACUGGGAUGGAAAAUGGCUUCCUUAUUAUUUCUUAAUGGAAACCCAGAUAUGAAAAUUUGUUGUCUAAAUAGAAUAAAAUGUGAAAUGUGCAUCACUUUGUAGGAUGGAAUGUGUUUUUCUGCUUCCCUUUUCAUUUUCCACCGUGUAGGCAAUGACUUUAUGAAUUCACAAGAGGGAGGAUUUCCUAGAGUUAGAGAACACCUAUGAAGUAUAUUCACAUUAUAAAACUGCCAAAAAGGAGAAAUUCAUGAUUUUUGCAUUUUCUCACUGCAGAGUGUAAUUAUGUUGAUGAGGCUUCACUGAUUGUUCAGAAAAAUCAAUGUUACAACAUAUGUUCAAGAAUCAGUCAGUGCAGCCUUGAAUAAAGUUAGUGCUAAUUAUUUCUGUAAAACAAGUUUUGAUCAUUUGCUUUUGUCAGGUAUUAUAAACACAGUGUUCUGUCCAAGCCGAGGAAAAGAAAUAAGGAAUGUAAGCAUAUUGUGUGUAUAUAUGCCUGUAUGCAUACAUACGUAUAUAGAUAUAUGUGCACGAAUACUUGGACACAAAUAACAGUCCAUUUAUAUUUAGAUCAUUUUAAAAUACUGUUAAGUAUACAUGAGACUAAUUUGACAAACAAGACACAUAAGUGUCAUUUCUGGUUUCUGAAGAGGGCAUAUGGAGGAUGACAUCCAGAAAUAUAGAGAAGCCCACUCUUGAAUAUGCAAGGUUAAAAGAAACAAAAAAACACACCAUUUACUGCAUUUAUUUUCAUUUUGUACUUCUGCAACGAUAGCAUUUCUGUGCGCAUGGGACACAUGAUGUCUCCCCUACCUCCCUGUGACACACCAGUUCUCUUUCAGCAAGGAAAGUUGUGACUUUGCAUGUGUCAUGCAUUUCUAGGGUGUAGAAUGACUUAAGUGUAUGUAAAAAUAAUCACACUUUGUAGAGAACUAGUAAGUUGCUCAGAAAUAUAGGUAAGAAUCCUGAAAGGAAUAAUGCAGUGGCCUGAAAGUGGAUCUCCUCACAAGUGGCAAUUUCAGGAGGAAAUCGCCCCUCUGCACUGAGCACAGUCGACUCCGUCUGCUGAGCAGUCCAAACACAGCACGAAUGCCACUGCCUUGCUCUAGUCUUUGCAACAGCCUUGCAAGACAAACGAGAUCAUUCAGUGUGGAUUUUACCUUUUUAGCAAAAAUCUGCGUUACCCAGGAACAAAGACCACAAUCCCACACAGAAUUAAACUCACUUACAUCAAUAGGCAUUAAAGAGACUUAACUGUGCUUUGGAUUGCUCCCAUAUAAUAAGAUUCUUUUUUAAAAAACAAAACAAAACCCUUAUCUUGAUUUUAAUUCAGGCUGAGAUUUAGGUGAAGUGAAAACAGAUCUGGACUGACAGUUUUAGAGCUUGCUGUCAAGGUCAGAAUGGAGUGUGCUCAGUUUAUGAGGCUUCAGAUACUGAAGAGGAGAGAAAGAUUUCUGAGAUCCAUAAUCUCUACUGGCAAACAUUAGCAAUAAGAUCAUUUCAUGAACAAACCCAACACGAAUUAUUUAUAUAUCUUUUAAGUUCAACAUAGUUUCCUUAAACAGCAAUUCUUAUCUGGUGCAUCACUGCUGGAUGUCUGAGUUCAAUGAAGAUUGCUUCCAAGUAAAGGGCUAUAGUAUUGCAGCCCCUCUCACUUGGAUUUUGUUAUUUAGUAUCUUCCAGCCUUUACGAUCCCUUUUGUGAUAAUCUUUUGCUCGGGGUGAAAUCCUAACCCCAGCUGGUCCCCAAGGCGGCUUAAUGGAGCACUGCGUCCAUAGCCCCACGACACAAACCAAUUGGGGCAGAAAGUUGGGAGGGUGGCAGUGACCGCACUGGGCUGCCUUAGCCCCUCCCUCAAAAGGCCCCUCCGUUUCAGGAACUUCUGCUGGCUGCUACCAGUGAGGAUCCAGCUGGUGGUGCUUCUCUUUGCUCACUUGUGGAAGCUGGUAGGGUCAGGGGGAGGCCUCAACCCAAGCCAAUCGCCCCAGGCCAACGCCAAAAGUGUUUGGAUGGUGCACCUAGUUAUCGGCAUUACAGUGGUACCUCGCAAGACGAAUGCCUCGGAAGACGAAAAACUCGCAAGACGAAAGAGUUUUUCGUUUUUUGAGUUGCUUCGCAAGACGAAUUUCCCUAUGGGCUUGCUUCGCAAGACGAAAAUGUCUUGCAAGUUUGUUUCCUUUUUCUUAAAACCGCUUGAAGAGGUGCAGUUGCGACUUGACCGUGCUUCGCAAGACGAAAAAUUCGCAAGGCGAAAAAACUCGCAGAACGAAUUAAUUUCGUCUUGCGAGGCACCACUGUACCUCAAUGCAUUGCAGGUCCAAGUCUAGGUCCCUAUUCAGUCUUGAAGCUCACUGGAUGCCUCUGGAUGGGCCUAACCCUAGAAUCUGAAUGGUGGACCAUCUACAUACUGAUGAUACUGAACUCAUCCUUUCUUGAUGAGUUCAACUGCUCCCCAAGCAGUUUGCUCUGGAUGUUUAAAAGUGUGUGUGUGUUUCAGUUUGUCUUUGGUUUUUGAGUUUUUCUGCUUGGCUUUUAAUCUUUUUAUUUAAUCUGCUGCUGUUUCAAAUUGUAUAUGGAUCCACCCAGUGUUCCAGCCAUCGCUCCUUCUUCGUUCUAUCACCUUCAACUCUACAGAAAACAAAGGGGUUGACUGACUCUUCCUCAUGUCAGCCAUGCCAAUCAUCUAUCAAUUCCUCCGGUCAACCAAAUUUCAAUCCCUAUCCUGGCAACUAUACUCCUCAGACAGGGCACUGUUGAGGGUACUGCAUGCCUCAGAGGUGUGUUUAACAUGUAGUAGAAACCAGGUUUUUAUUGUUCCAGCUCCAGUCCUCUGGAAUAGGUUACCAGCUGAAAUUAGACUUGUGCCUAGACAUGUUUCGGCAUUCUUAAAGGACUAGAACUCAGGAAAGCCCAAAGAUGCCAGACUUCUAUUUUCCCAUUCUGGCUCAUCCAGUUCCUACCACUGUGCUUUUCUCAUCCACCAUCAGUGACCCUGGAGUCCAGGUUCCACCUCCAGUUAACAGAUUUCAGGUAGCAGGUGCUGGGUAUUUUGGAGAGCUCCUGCCAGCCAAAUUGGAUACCACUGGGCUAUGUGGACAAAUAAUCUGACUUCAAGAUGCGCCUAGUUUUUGGAAGAGGAAAACAAGAAAAAAAAUAUUCUGAAUCGCAGAAGCCAGAACAGCAAGAGGGAUCGCUGCGCAGUGAAAGCAGAAAUCCCUCUUGCUGUUCUGGCUUCUGUGAUAGAUGCGCAGCCUGCAUUCGCUCCAUAAGACACACACACAUUCCCCCUUACUUUUUAGGAGGGAAAAAGUGAGUCUUAUAGAGCAAAAAAUACGGUAAGCUCUUUUAAGUGUCUCAACAACGCUUUCCAAAGGAUAAGGCUUUUCUGACUGGAUAAGUUUUAUUUACAUUUAAAUGAUAUGCAAAAGAGGGGGGGUAACCAGAGAUUUCAUUAGAUCUAGACACACCCUUCUACUGAUGAAAGGAUUCUUCUGUUUGUGGAAGGAGCUCAGAUCCAGCUCGCACGCAAGGGAGAGGGGAAGGCACUGGAGGAGGAAAGAGGAAUCUGUGAAAAUCAUGCCCACCCCCUUCCACCUGUGGAGGUGUUUCAUGACCUGCUAAUUUAAACAUCUUUUAAACUGCUGACAUAAAAAAGAUAAAUAGACUUUCAUUUUAUUAUCCAUGCCGAAAGCUCACUCUAACUUUGCACAAAUAUCCAGGUCACUGGAGGGAAAUAUUCUGUAUAUACACCACCCCCUUUUGUAUAAAUAAAUGCUUUGCAUUCUGAAAUGCAGAGUCACACUAAUCUUUAUCACAUUUACAUAGAACUUGCAUUCAAAUACUGUACAUUUUUAAAAGAUUAAAAACAAACAAGGCAUGAAAUGGGGCCAUUAAGAUUGCUUUGCUCUUGGACUGAGAGGAUUUGAGGGACACGGCUAGAUCAAGAGAUUGAAAACGAAGGCCGAUUAUUUGGAAGAUAUUGCCUGUGGGAUUAAAACAAGAGCGAUGAAUGGAUUCAGGCUGAGUGAACAGAGGGAGAAUCCCAGAUGUGGAGGUCAUUGGCUCUUCUAUUCCGUUAAUACGAAAGCAGUGGCAUCGUGUCACAUAUAAGGAGAAUGACUUUAGGUACCGUUUCAGCAGAUGAAGACCUAGGAGGUGAUAAGCAGCGCAGAAUGGUUAUUCACACAGCACUUAUAAAUGGCAGAGAAGUUCCAUGAUAUAUAUUUAACUCUUAUGUCUUAAGAUAUAUAGCGGUACCUCGGGUUAAGAACUUAAUUCGUUCUGGAGGUCCGUUCUUAACCUGAAACUGUUCUUAACUUGAGGUACCACUUUAGCUAAUGGGGCCUCCUGCUGCCACUGCGCCGCCGCUGCAUGAUUUCUGUUCUCAUCCUGAAGCAAAGUUCUUAACCCGAGGUAAUAUUUCUGGGUUAGCGGAGUCUGUAACCUGAAGCAUAUGUAACCCGAGGUACCACUGUACAUGGAUACCGUAAUUGCAGAACAUUUAACAAUUCCGCAGGAGACACCUUGUACUGUACAGCAUGGGAAACCUGAGUCUCUUGAGCUUGUAUGUGACUUCCUACACCCAUGCAAACACCUUCCCUUCCUUCUUCCUGCUCUUUCAAGGAAGAACAUAAAGGAUGAGCACAGCUAGCAAACUAAGCAACUAUGAGACCAGCAAUGCAGCAGGUCUUAUUGAGUGGGGAGAGCCUCAUGGAGAGAACAAUGUCUGUCCGCAUCAAUGGUUCUAAAAACAGAUGUAACUUUAGAUUCUCAUUAAAAUCUGGGCAGUUAAUGAUGACUUAGGUUGGGAGUUAUUAUCAGCAUGGACUAGCCUACUUUCAGGCAUGCAGCUACAUGUUUGGGCUUGGAUCUGAAACUCCCUUCUGUGUGCAGAAGGUACCUUACUUUCAGAGGAGGGCUUGUUUUGUGUCUUGCAUUGCUUGAGAAAAGUAAAAUAAAAAACAAAGACAAUUUCCUAUUUGUUCAACACUUCCUACAAGCAGCUGAAUUUCUCCGUAACACUGAAGAGUACCGCACCAACUCUUCUGCUAGAGUUGAGGAAGGGUUUGCAGAACAUCAUCACUUGUGGUGGGGUUUUCCUUGUGAUCAUUCAUCCCCUGAGGUGCAAUAUGUGAAAACUGUAGGCAGGAAGAGCACCAAGUUGUCUGCAAUACAGAGACAGGAAGGUAUGUUUUGGUUCUAAAUUUAGGAUUGAAUAUCCUGGCUUUUGCUCAUUGCUUUUGCCUUCUGCUGUCUACUUAUUCACCCCCUCAUCUGGGUUUCUGUAUAUGGCACCCGGCACAAUAGGCUCAUGGUUUCAACUGAGACAGAAAUGGUAGGAAUAGUAAUGGCAAAAACUUCUGUUUUAACAAUUCUGUUUACAAGGUUUCUGUUGCAAAAACCCAGAAAAAUACAAUAACUUAAAGAACAUAUGAUUUACUGCAUACUUUAUUCAUAUUUUAUUAUUCACACACAGUUUCCAGUGGGAGGAGGGCCAAACUGGACAGUAACAAUACUUGUGAGAUGCAGGAACAAUGAAGCUAAACUAAAAAACAGAAGUGGAGGUGAUGAUUGAAAGUAGAAACCCAGCGGCAGGGAAAGACAGCUUAAAUCAUAUUAGCUUUAAGGUAGCCACUUACAAAUGCAUCACCAAAAAAGAAGACUUACAUUUGCCUAAAAUGUGCACCUGCUGAUUUAUACGUACAGUGGUACCUCUGGUUACGAACUUUAUUCAUUCCGGUCCAUUCUUAACCUGAAGCACCACUUUAGCUAAUGGGGCCUCCCGCUGCCGCCGGAGCACAAUUUCUGUUCUCAUCCUGGGACAAAGUUCUUAACCCAAGGUACUACUUCUGGGUUGGUGGAGUCUGUAACUUGAAGUGUUUGUAACCCAAGGUACCACUGUAUAGUAUAAAUCUGGAUACAAUUGUUAUAAUUUGAUCAGAAAUGCAGUGAAUAUCAUCUUACUGGGAAAGAUUGUGACAACUGACCAGUUGACCUGUGCGCCUGCCCAUGUGCUCUGUAGAUGGGCAGAUUCCAGGACCCGAUUCAGGGCCAGGCAGUCCAUCGACAGGAGGGUGCCUCUCCAAUAAAGGACUGUCCUCUGAGUCUCUUGCAGACCUUUGCCUUCAAUGGACAGAAAUUCUCUGUAAAGUAGGACACAUGGACACUGACUGCGUCCAAUCACUCUUUCCUAACUCAAAAGCAUACCCCCCCCCCCCGCUUUCUCACUUGUGCAGAAAGAUACGUCUUCUGUCCCGGGGGGGGCUGGGAGCAGUAUCUUGAAGACAAUUUUGAGACAAAAGGUGGUGGAGAAAAAGGUUAAACAACCUCUCACACUCAAUCCGCCAACCAAUAUUUUUAAGUCAAGAAACUUAAAGGAUAACAUAUAGUUUUGACUGCAGAUUCUGUUCACAGCCAAUUUUAGAUUAUACAAAGCCAUUGAAAACAAUGGGGUCAAGAAGUGUCCCCAAGUCUGUUGAGCUGUGAAUGUUGUCUGUCUUCCCUUGUUCAGGUGAAAGAGGACCUGGCUGCAGUCAUCUUCCUAUACCGGCACAAUAGGAGGUCUGUGGUUUUCUUAGCCUCUGGACCCUACAAGUUGUUGAGGGUUGCUAGGAAGUAUUUUCGAGUCUUUGUUCUUUUCUAUGAGCUCCCCAUUUGUAUAUACAGUACCAACAUUGCCAUGGAAAACUUUGUUACAUUGCAGUUUGGUAUCUCACUUCAGGACAGAGCAUCAAAACUGAAUGACUGGUUGGAGCAGUCUGCUACUGUUUCAAAUGAUGGAGGAAAUAUGGAGCCAGCCUUAUAUUGACCCCAUUCUGGGGUGUGUGUGUGUGUGUGUGUGUGUGUGUGUGUGUGUCUGUCUUUGUAGCUACACCUGGAGAGUCUUGCCAUGCUGUGAAGCUGUUAAAAACACCAGCACAAUAGCUGGCAAAGCUAAAAUAUUGUUGUACAUGAAUGUGUUGUGUGAGUAAAAAUGCAAAUUUAUGCUUGAAUUGCAUAGAGUUAAUUUAGCUUCCUAGUGCAUGGACGGUGAGCAGACACAGUUCAAUGGAGGUUUCCUUUUCCACUGGACCUGACAAUAAUUGGUCAGAUUAAAAGGCUGGGAUUUUAGCUUCAGUGAGAAAGAGCAAAAGCACUAAACAGGCAGAGGCACCUGUGGUGGUGGUGGGGUUUCUGGUAGGCAUGCUGCAGCCAUGGCACAUUGGGUAGUUUGGUUACGUAUAAAGUAAAUAUCGUAUAAAGCAUAGCCUGCCUUUAUGACAUUCUAGACACUAAGACAGUUACAAAAAUGGUGAAAGAACUGUAGCAAAACUCUAGCACAUUCAACAUUAAGCCUUACCAUUCUCUCUCUAAAUUAGGCUGCUUUCAAAUAUAUAAACAUUACCAGUUUUUAAAAUUAGCAUAAACUUUAAAACUUAAUGUUGCAAAUCAUCUCUACGCAUGAAAACACUAUAUAGAACACGUGACAUAAAAUAUUGAAUAGAAUAAUGCAAAAUGUUAUAACCGCACAGCAGCAAAAAGGUCCCUAGGCAAUCAAAAAUCCUUGCAGUGUUGCUCGCUGGUGAGCGUGGGGUUUCUGAACACAGUUGGUGGUUCUUCUGCAUCUGUAACAGUGACACGUGGUAAAGAGUUGCUCUUUAAGGUAUGCAAAAAGAGGCAUGGUCCAAAGUCAAAGCAAAAUGAGAGGCACCUGUCUAACAGUGCGGGGAAACAAUUUUUUGCAUGCCCAAAGUCAAAUACAUAUUCAUGCUAAUCUUUCUCAAGAAUGAUAGAUUUGUGUAAAUAUUUUCUUUAAUUAAAAAGACACUUUCAUAAAAUAUCACCCUGAUUACAAAAGGAAGAAAAAAAGCAAUCCAGGGUAGUCCCAGUCUAGUUUUUGUGGUGCAAUUUGCUGCACUUCCAUCAUUAAGGCUAGCAGGGUAGUCAUGCUGAAGACAUGGUGCCUGUCGUUUGUUUGUUGCUUUAAAUGAAAAAGCAGAGCUGUCAAUAAUUUAAUAGGAAACUAAACCAGUUUAUGCCAUGGCAAGUUCUUGCUGGGGAUAACAUUCAUCAGGCUCCUCCCCUUCUGCUUUAAAGAGCUUGUAGACAUGGGCGCACCCACACAGGAGAAAUAUAAAGAUGGGUACUUAGCUUCUAAGGAACCAAAAACAAAACAAAUUGUUUCUGCUAAAUAUUCACAAAAUAGUGGAAAAUAUGGGGACAAUGUGCUACCUUUCAUGAAUGAUGUAAAUAGAAGAAUUUAGAUGUUUUUUCUAUAUUCUUGUACAACCACUUUCUCCCCAGUUCUGCAUACUGCAAGAGAUGACCCAUAAGUUGUAAGAAACCGUAUUUCCUCAGUGCCACAAAGGAAACCCUGCACUUAAUGAAAAAUAUUUGCUUCCUUCAUAAUAACUUGCAAUGAAAUAGCCAUCUCAAAGACCUGUAGUUAGCUCCCCACCCCACCCCUGUAUUUUCUACCCCUUCUUUUCUCUUAGAUCUACAACCUUGCCUGGGUUAGUGAGAAAAAGCUAUUGCAGGGAUAUCUGUUGGAAGGAUUAAUGGGGAGAUGGGGUGGGCUUGUUUGAUGCCCUAUCCCCCUACUUCCAUCAGGAUUUGCUCAUGAGCAUGUUCAAGGGCAAUGGCGCAUGCGCAGUACAACAAAAUGAAGGCUGGGUUUGUUUUUUGCCCAUAUUCCCUAUCCAAUUUCUAUUCAAAAGGUAGACAAGAUAAAUCAAAAUUCUGUAAAUCUGAGGAUCAGAUUCUGAUAUAUGUCAUUUAGAACCUACGUAAGCCUGAAAUACAAAGAAGGAAAGGCAAAGGUUGUGUUUAUUAAGGCAAAUCCGCAGUGGUGCAGAAUGCUUAGAAACCUGGCUAGAAAAGAGUGUGCUUUCCCUCUCCCUUUGUAGUCAGUGCCCUGAGCGUGGCUCUUCUGCCAAAUCAGCAGCAGGAAUUGGCUCGUGUCAUGCAUGUGAUUGGACUCAUCCAAAGAGAAAGGAAGGCAACUUUAAACCUGCAGCUGUGGGAACCGAGAGGAUUUUUCUGAGCCUGGUACGGUUUGUGGGGGAGCGAAGGGGUUAAGAAGUAUGGAUGGCAAACACAGUGAUGUUACUGCAGAGAAUCUUUGUUCUCUCCCUGUGAGCCACCUUGCCCUGUAAUGCAGGAAAUGCACAGCAUGGCUAUAGCAAGUCACUUUGUACAUGCUUUUGAUCUGGUGUGCCUGUGGACACAUGAUUGGGAUUGGAAGUCACAGGGAACACACUUGCUCUCACAGAAGAUGUACAAUUCUGACAUUUCCCCUCUAGGGAUUAGGGAAUUUGAUGGCCUGGACAUUGGAAAUCAUUAUGCUGGUAUUAAAAUAGGGCAGGCUGCUGAAAAAUGAUGUUUAUGGGCCACCUGAAAACAUUACUGUUAAGGAAAAUAUGGUAAAGGAAAAUAAUGCACACUGACUGUGUGGGACUAUGACAGGCCCAAGGUCACCCAGUGAGUUUCAUGGCUGACCGGGGAUUUGAACACUGGUCUCUUACAUCCUAGUUUACUAGUCUACUACACUAGUCACCACAAGGUGAACUAGGUGCAGGCUUCUACCAUAAUAAAUGGAUUAGUCUUUAAGUUGCACAAGACUCUCUUGUUUUUUCUGCAAGAGACUAAUGCAGCUACUCCUUUCAAAAUUGUUAUCAAGGAAAUGUAGCACUAAAAAUCUCAGGUUUGAUAUUUUAUUGUCUUUGAAAGAGAAUCUGAAGUUUCAACUUCACCAAAAGCAACAUGUAUUUAGGUUAACCCAUUUCAAAAGCAUGGAAAGAGCUCAGUAAUGGGGAAAACUGCCCUCGGCUAUACAUGAAGUAGCUGUUUAAUGGAGAUUUUAAAGCUCAGGCUGAAGAAGCGUUUGCCAUUGAUGCUUCUCCUACCAGCAGGUUGAACUAUAUUGCUGAGAGGGGGCCAUGCUGGCUUGAAAUUCCACUAAAUAAGCUUACUAAAUGCCCACAAGUUAUUCCAAAUUGCAGUGCUGAAGCUAUCCUAAGAGUUAUUCCUGUAUGUACAUUGUUAUUGCAGGGGGGCAGCAAUUAGUCAGGUUUAGCUUCCUUUGGAAGGAGCUCACAGAAGGCUUAUGGCAUCUGUAGUAUUUCAGUUUAUUUACAAAUAUACAAACACAGCUUAAACUCUGCAGCCCAAGACAGGAAAAAAGGUAGUACGGCAACACCUGGCUACUUUAAAUAAAUUCAAAUCUCCAGGGGCUGGUAAGCCGCACCCAAGGGUACAAAAGAAGCUUGCGGAUGUAAUCUCAGAACCUUUGCCCAUGAUCUUUGAGAAUUCUUGGAGAACAAGUGAGGUCCCUACAGACUGGAGGCGAGCAAAUGUUGCCCCCAUCUUCAAACGGGGGGGGGGGGGGGGGAGAGACCUAGGUAACUUACUGACCGGUGAGCUUGACAUUGAUACCAGGGAACAUACUAGAACAGACAACUCAACAGUCGGUCUGUGAGCAUUUAGAAAAAGUUGCUGUGAUUACUAAGAGCUAGCAUGGGUUUCUCAAAAAGAAGUCAAUCAAACAAACAAGUCAUGCCAGAUAUCCAUCCAUCCAUCUCUCUCUCUCUCUCUCUCUCUCUCUGUCUCUCUCUAUCUCCUUUCUUUCUCUCUCUCUCUCUCUCUUGGAUGGAGUUACAAGCUUGGUGGAUCAGGGGAAUGCUGUGGACAUAGUGUAUCUUGAUUUCAGUAAGGUUUUUUUUUUACAAAGUCCCCCAUUAUAUUCAUACAAGGAAGCUGGUAAAAUGUGGGUUGAAUGGGCAACUGUUAGGUGGAUUUGUAGCUGGUUGACUGAACAAACCCAAAGAAUGCUCCUUAAUGGUUCCUUGCCAUCAUGGGAAAAAGUGGCAAGUAUUCAUCUAUCCUUACCUCGUUAUUUCUUGUGAGAACCAGGAAGUAGUGGGAGACAUUUUGGUCAGUUACUAGGCAACCACCCAUAUGCCUUUCCUGCUGUUCCUCCUUUCAUGGUUAUGGGCCUGAAGACUUGCUGGAAUGAAGAAGGCUGUAAAAUUAAAACUGUGGUGACAACCACAACCGCAACCCACUUAGUAACUGUCCAGGGGCCUAUUUACCAUGGAGGGUAGGGAGGAGCCAGCUGGGGGACCCAUUUGACCCAGUGCUUAGCUCACACUCUCCAACAUGUCCCAGAGGGACACCGGAACACACAUCUUUCAGGGUCACAAUCUCAUGUUAGAGCAUGGCCCCCCAGAACAGGAUGUCCCAAUUAAAUUGGGGCAGUUGAGGGGUAUUUAUUAUAGGUGUAGCUUAUGCAUUCUCUAAGCUAGCUGUUAACUCUGCAGUUAGCUCCUUCUGUGGUCCUAAAUUGCCUCUUUAAAAGCCCCAGGCAGAAGUGGAUCCUCAUAUGAAAAUGCCCCUUUCCUGAAAUGUUACAUUUUCCAAUACUGCUCUGUUAGAGAAAUUAGGUUCCCCAUCCAGGCUACAGAAACUUGACCAUGUGACAUUUUCUGUUUCAGCCCUGUUUUUCUGGCACUCACUUCCAAUUGCUUCUCUUUGUAUCAGGUACGGAAGGUCAAUGUUGAACCCAUGGUAGUGUCUUGGGCCACUAUAUUCUACUCCCAGCAAGGGAUUAUCAUUAACCCCAGUUUGUAAACAGAUAGGGCCUAAGUGAGUGCAAGCGUAAAUCAGUGUGAAGAGAAGUGACCAUGUAAAAUAGGUUCCUGGAGAAUGGUAUGAAUUUAAACAGGACAUUUGAACAAACCAUUCAAGGCUAAUUCACACAUUGCAGUCCUGAUGUGGGAAGCCCUGACAGACUUCUUCUGGCCAGUGACCCCACAUGGUGACUGCAACAGCUGAGAGAAAGGCGUGGAAUAAAUGGCCUUGCACUCUGCAAUCCUAGUGGAGGCUGGUGCUGCUAUGAAGAAAGCUCUCGAUGGUUCUCUCUAGGCAUUCAGCCUGGACACAUAACAGCAAAAAUGUGUCAGAGAAUAGGGGUGUGCCAGGUUGCCAGGCACAUCUGGGCAAACGGACUUAUAAGCUGCCUCCAUUCUAAACACAAAGCCUGGGCUGGAGUGGGCAAGUCCAGUACAUUCAGAAACAUAGGGAGGCAAUGAAGCGCAUGUUCUUGCCUCACCCCCUAUGACUUUGUCCCUUGCAAGACUGAACUCCAGCAGAGGGCUAAUGCAACCAGGGUGUCCAUGGUGAGAGACUCACAUAAAUUAUGGCUCCUUAACAUAAAAGUGUUUUCCACAGCCUCUCGUCUGGAGAUUAAAUAUGAGCAUUACCCCCACAGUUUUCCAAGAUAGAUGCCUUUUAAAUUUGUGCUACAUCGUUUGGGUGACUAAAUCUGAAUAUAGAGAGUGUUUGUCUUUAUGCUACAUGCAUCAAAAUGUGGCCUGUUCCAAGUUCCUACUGUAGAUUUUCUCUACCUUCCACUCCCCUCGAGGCAAAAAAUUAUUGUGAAGUCUUCCUGCAGGAUUGCAAAGUCCUAAUAAGCUCUGUCAGUUUCUGCUAGUCUGGGCCACACACUGGAUGAUGCGGGUACUGAACUGUUAAAUGCAAUAAAUCAAAGCCGUAUUCUCUGUUCCCAAACUCUUCCUUUGAUGGGCAUAUUCAAUGGGGCAGCUGAGGCUUCAGCCAAAUCCAUUUGCCAGCACAGUACAGUAACUGGAACACAUCUUAUUGAUAAAGCAUCAGGAUCCACAAUUGCACCAUGCAGACAGUAAAGUCCAUGUCCCAAAAACGACAAGGAUCUUCUCUAGGUCAGAAGCCAUGGUCAUAAAAUGAAUGUACCUCACAGUGUGGUUGUUCACCAUUUAUGUUUCUUUGACCUUUGACAUUCCAGUGCAACUAGUCACCCUUAACUAUUCACAACAAGGGCUAUUAUUUAUUAUAGCACAAAAACACUGUUAGGUUCAUUUUUAUAACUCAUUUAGAUCUUCAGAUGUUGAAAAAGAUGAAUGUUUAUAAUUGUCAGAAUAGAACUGGACAUCUUGAUCAACACUGAGGGACACACCUGUCACAACAUCAGUUUAUUGCCCCCAUUAGGAAUGCUAUCAAUUUAGCACCCAAUUCAAAAUGAAGCACUUUUCAACCUAGAGUGGCAAUUCCAGACUAAAUUGCUGGUGCGGAAGCAACCGCUUUUGUGUUUUAGCUCUUGCUGGGAUAAUGUAUCAUACUAAGAAGACAUCUUAGGAAUUUAUAUGCUGCCCUCUCAGGAUAGCUUACAACAAUAAUAAAAAACAAAUUGAAAAUAAUGGAGUAAAACAGGUCAAUAAAACAAAAACAGCAUAAAAACAAAUAACACUAAUUAGGCAGGAGCAGACUGAAAGGUGUGGAAAAAUAAAAAAAUGAAAGUCUUCACCUGGCAUUGAAGACAUGAAGGUAGGUACCAGAUGACCAUCUCAGAGGAGGAGUGCAACCACGAAGAAGUUAUUUUCAUCCCUUGCCCCCUCCCACACCUGGAGGCACCUGAAUAAGGACCUCCAAAGAUAUUAAGGUCUGGGUGAACCUUAAUGCAAACAUGUGAAGUCAGUCUUCUUCUUCCUCAUCCUCUUCCUCUUCCUCUUCUUCUCAACAACCACAUUGCAUGUUAAGGAAUAGUGAAGGAGAUUUGAUGGGUCUCUCCACUGUUCUACAUGCAUUAUCACAUAUUUCGGCAGCAUAAUUUAGUUAAAUAUAGUAAUCCACAUGUGUCUGAAAAUGUAUUUUCAGAGAUUACUGAACCAUAAAAAUCUCCCUCUUCCCCAUUGCCAUCUCUGACUUGACCAUGAUAUGCAACAUUAAAUGAUAAUCCUGAGUUGUUUGCUCCAUAUACCUUCUUAGCUGCUAAAAUAUAAUGCUUAUAAUCACAGGAUUAGGACCUAAUAGGAGGAUCGGGCGACAGGCAGUGCCGCAGAGAGCAUGCAAGAGGGUACUUUUAAAAGGUUCUCCAAUCAAGAGAUGGCUGAGAAAGGUCAUGGAAAUCAAUGUUUUCAGCUCAUCAGAAUUUUAGUUUGCAACCACUAACGGAUGGAGGCUUUAGGGUAACCGCCACAAGCUUAAUGGUUUAGGGAACAUGCAUAGUUAUAAAUUUAAAAAAAUCAGAUCUCAUCUUUCUCCCUGAAGCAAACAUUGACACAAAAAUGCAGCUUAAUAUUGAAUUAGCAACUGGUCAGAACUGCUGUUUCUUGCUGACCAUGUUAAGCUGAAUUUGUGGGUUUACAUCAAAUGGCCACUAUGUGUUAGAUAUCUCAUGGGAAUCGUGAGCAAAAGCAAACCUCAAGUGGGCAGAAUUAUCCCCCAGAUGACCUUGUGCUGCGGUUGUAUUCUGGCAUGGCUGAUCCAUUUAUGGCAUUGGUUUUUAUUCUUAAUCUUAAAAGAAGUACUGUUAUCACUGAAAUAUAAAUGCAAAUAUUAUGAAACAUAUAAAGCACAGGACUAAAAUAUCACAUAUUCCCCAUGCAAUAGCAAUUGGACAGACUACCAUCUUCCAAAAGAACAAGAAAGGUAUGCCCUUCCUGGGUGUUUCAUGGCCAGCUGCUACACCUGAGGCUAAUGAAUGGUAUUAAUGCUACUACAUCUUCAAUGACAUAAGGACGGUUUGUGCAUUUUGAAUGGGUUUUUAAUGUAACACUGAGCUUUUAUUCAGCUGAGAAGCAACUAGUAAAUUUCUUUAACCAAAUAAACAACUCUUCCAGUGACAGGCCACAAGCUUCUUCCUUUUGGAAGGGGGAACCUGCUAUUGGUCAUGGAGCACGCUGAGCAUCUUCUCUUGUGAGCACAGCAUGGUGCCAGCUAUGGGAGUUUCCCAUUGGGCAAUAAUCACAGAGGGUCCCAUGACUGCUGCUGGGGGUGAAGGCUGUGAAGGAGGGGCUCAUGCAUUUCCAGCAGUGUGGAAGCUGCUUCAGCAUAUGGAACCAGGGGGGGCAGCACUGAUCAUGUAUGUCUUUCUCAUUGAUAAAUUCUGAGAGCCCUGCCCACACAGUCACAUCCGUUGUGUGCACAGCCCUGCGGUGUAGAAUCACACCGUGAGGCAGCACUCCCUGCAUAUGAAUCAAACCCUUGCUGGUUCUUCAAGAACUAUAACGCAGGUACAGACUACAAUUAGAAAGCUCUUACAAAGCUUCUGAAAGCUACACCGGCCUUGUUUAGACUUAACACUAAACUAUGGUUAAUGUUAGUAAACCAUAGCUGAGGUAUCUGACAAACAAUCACUUGAUUCUUGGAUUAUUAUGUUGUAGAAGACUUAAAGGCAUCAGCAAGAACUGCUAAGACCGCACACUUUUAAUCUUCAUGUGCCUGGAAAGGGCUUCUGUUCCCCCUGGAUCUGUGGACAUUGAUGGUAAAAUGGGUACCAGGAGUGGUGAUUCUGAUUAGGGAGUUAAUGGCAUGGGACGUGUGGCAAACCAUCAUGGGAAAAGAAGGGUUUGGAAUAAGGGAUUUGCUCUCUUUCUAUUGUCUCUCCAAACAACAACUCCUGAGGAGUCAAGGGCAUCCACAAAAUAGGCAGUUAAAUGCAGAAAUAACUGACAUACUCUCAGGCCUACUCAGUCAGGUAGGGAUGUCCCAGUUCCCUUCUCAGUUACUGACAGCUUUUUUGUGACCCAUUUCCAGGCUCAUUGAAGACAGAUGAGUAGGUUUCUGUUGCUUGCCUUCAGCAAUUCUGGCCUUUGCAGUGUUGCUGACUUGCUGGUUUUGCUACCAAAUGUAGUGGAUUUUCAAAAGUGCAUUCAGUGGGGUAAAUUUCUGCCCUGUGGUCAGUUGGAGAUGCUGUGUGUCUUCUUCUUUUUUUCCCCUAGCAGAGGUCAGUGGUCUUUGUUUAUUAUUUUCAGUGACAUUACUGAAUUGAGUUGGAAGCUGGGGAAACGAUGUUUGUCAAGAGACUACAAGACUUGUCUUAUUCUGGCCAAUAAAAGCCUAAGGAGGAUUUGAAUCAGUCAGAAGAGUUCAUGGCCAAGUGGACGGUGGCAUGGUCUCUCAGGCGCCCAGGCCACCGUUUGCUCCCGCUAGAUGUCUGUGGUCUUCAGAGAAGAUCAGACCAAGAAGAGGGGGCUGUGGCCUUCAAGUCCCGCAGGUAGGCUUCCUACCUUUGUUGGCCACUGUGAGAACAAGGUGGUGGAGAACUAGACGGGCUUUUGCUCUCAUCCAACAAGGCUCUUCUUAGAUUCUUGCUUUUAUUACUAAGGUGAGGACAAUAGCUGGUUUGGGUUCCAACCACCAGCCAAGGUAAAAAUAACAAAUACUUUUGUAGCACCUUAAAGACUCACACACCUCCUCCACCUCCUCCUCCUCCUCUUCCUCUUCUUCUUCUUCUUCCUCCACCCUUCAUCCAAAGAACUAAUAACUCCCCGCCCUCGACACCCAAGCAUAUGUAUUGAAAAAAAAUCUGAAUGCCUGGUUGAAGAGAAUCAUUUGUGUUUCUUACAGCAUAAGCUUUUGCAGGCUACUACCUAUGUCAUCAGAUAUGUGAUUAUCUUGAGCUGCAGGCAUAUAUAGAGAUGGGUGAGGAUUGUGAACAGAGAAGCCAGAAGGAAAUUAAAAGAAAUUCAUUCCUAUUCUGACCAUGGUGAUUAUAUAUUUAACAGUGGCCAUUCAUAAAAAAGCCCCAGUGGCGUUGAUAAGACGGGCCCCUUGGCCUCCAUAAGCUACCCAUACCCGUAGAAUUUCUGACUGGACCUUUAACAUUUCCCCUUCCUCCAUGCCUCUCUACCAUUUUACUCACCCUCUGUAAUUCCUUGAGCUAUGACAUUCAUUCCUCUCUCUCCAGCUCUCUCUGGGCAACACAGGCCCCAACUGCUCAUGUGUGACAGCUUACCCAGUGCUUUCUUCUGGGGCUACGCAGGGCUAUGCACACCCCUAAACAUUUUGUGAAUCUUUGUACUUUUGUUCAUUUACUGUAUUUACUUUUCCCAAUUUGAACUAUAAAAUGGUGGUUUUCUUGAGUCAAAAUGAGAAGACCCCUAAACAUUUUUUAAGAAAAAAAGCACUGGGCUUACCUAUGAACGUCACAAGCUAACAUUGGCUGGGAAAUGCCUUUUAUUAAGAAUUGCAAAUAGGUAAAGGCCAGUGCUUGGAAUGAACUGGUUUGGUUGAACAAAGUUCACUAAAUGGCACAAAAAACACCACGAACAACACCUGAAAGUAGUUGCCACACAGGCUUUUCAGGAGGUGACACGUCCGAGUGACAAGGCCUCACCUGGGCCCCAAAAAAUGUGAAGGUUUUACAGAUGAAGCAUGGAAGCCAGGAGGCUCAAGGCCUCCAGACAAAUUGAAAUACAGUCCAGUAUUUUGAUAUUACUAAGUUUGUGUCCAUGACCUUAUUCCAGACAGUGCCGUAAAUCAGUAAAGUUUAAACAGAACUUUAAAAUGGAUGAUAAUUUUGUCACAGAGGUCAGAUCCUAGUUACCUCUGUUUUAAUGGUGGCAGCGUUGGAAGGGAGAAUUCAAAAGCAGCAGAAGACAUCUGGGGCUUAUUCAUGGAAAAAGUGAACUCCCUUUUGGCAUCUGUAUCCGAUUAUUUUAUUUUAUUUACUCUUUAUUUUUCACUUAACCAAUUACCCACUUGGCAGGCAUAAGAUACGUUAUCUAUGACUUUCACCUUCUAGAUGGUGUGUGAUUUAUUAUUAAUCAUUACUAUUUCUUCUUUUCUCAUUUAGUUUCUUAUUUUAAAUUUAGUUUUUACCUGAUCAGAUAAUUGUAGGCAUUGCCUUCUCAAAAUGAAAUCAAAUUCAAUUAGCCAAUAAGUCAUUGCAUUAAUGUCCAUUCAAGCUCCGGAAUGCUGGGAAACUGCAGCUGUUAAAUCAUACUAUUUGGGCAAUAUCGAUAUGGUCUGAUGGUUGAGAUUAGCUCUUGCUUCUCCACUACCAUGCAGGUGGAUGGCUGUCAGUGGCAGAAUAAUGUGACCUGAAGAACCCAUUGAAUUUUGAAUUGGCAUAUGAGUUUUCCACUGAAAUCACCUACUUAAGAUGGGGAAAUGGGCUAGCAAGACAGAAUUCUUCUAGCAGGUGAUGUAUGUGUCAGUGUAGUGCUACCGCUUUAGAGCAAUGAGAUUUGGUUGCUGAACCAGAUCCUAAGCUGGCAGGAAAUUCCCAUUGGAGUGAAUGGGACCUACAGCCAGAUUCUAAAAUAUUUAUCCGUAUGUAAGAGGCAAGCACGGGGGACGUUGGUGGUGCUGUGGGUUAAACCACAGAGCCUAGAACUUGCCGAUCAGAAGGUCGGCGGUUCGAAUCCCCGCAACGGGGUGAGCUCCCAUUGCUCGGUCCCUGCUCCUGCCAACCUAGCAGUUCAAAAGCAUGUCAAAGUGCAAGUAGAUAAAUAGGUACCGUUUCAGCAGGAAGGUAAACGGCUUUUCCGUGCGCUGCUCUGGUUCGCCAGAAGUGGCUUAGUCAUGCUGGCCACAUGACCUGGAAGCUGUAAGCCGGCUCCCUCGGCCAAUAAAGCGAGAUGAGCGCCGCAACCCCAGAGUCGGCCACGACUGGACCUAAUGGUCAGGGGUCCCUUUACCUUUAAGAGGCAAGCACAGGUGAGCAAACUGCAUAUGGUCUUCCCCUAACGUGGUGCAUUUACUGGCUUGCACAUAACAGAACUUUCAAAGUCCCUAAAUGGAAUCAUAGAAAGCUAUGUCAUGACUUCUUUUAAAAUAAGCAGAAGACAAAAGAAUCAACGAAGAAGAAGAGCUUUAGAAAGCUGGCUUAGAGCAGAAAAUAAAAGCUAUUAUUGUGACGCUUUUGAACAGCAUGUUUGUAAAACAUGUUUUUUGGCUUUUGUCUACAUCUCUGUCUGCAGGGAAUUGUCAAUAUGUUGAAGAGCACAUGAAUUCAAAGUAAAAAAAAGCCUUUUCUAUAUAGUGACCCAUGUUUUCAUUCAGCUCCUGAAUUCAGAGACAAAAUGCAUACCUUUCACCAGUAUGAUUAAGAAAAGGCUAAUGGAGCUUUCCUACACACUGAAGCAUGAAGCAUGUAUAAUUUAAUAACGCUGAUAAAUCUUAAAGCCAGGAGCAUUUGGCGAACACAUGACCCACUUUUUCAAUCUAUUGGAAACAUUUACAUAACAGCCUGAUUCUCAGGCUUUUCGUUUUCUAGAUAGAGGAAGAAGAGACAGAAGCACAUUUGAACACCUUAAACUCGACAUGCCUCAAAUAAAUUCUGCCAUUAAAGACUUAAUAGAGCAUUCUUGCAAGCCUUUCCUCUUUCUCUUUGCACCAGGAUCACUCACUGGGGGCAAAAUGGACCCACUGGAAAAUAGGAAUAACUACUGGUAGAUCUCUGGAUUGCAAACUCUUGCCCAGUCGCUGUAUGAAGAAUCAGUACAGCAUAUACCACACAUAGAGAAACAAAAUGGUUUGUAAAUAAUAGACAGCACUUGUCCCCUGUCCUCACUACAAUUCCUUUGGGGAUUAGAGUGACACAGUCCUUCUGUCCUUGAGUAACUUUGCAAUUUGACAAUCAUCACACUAUAUUAAAAUGCUUGUGGCUUCCAAACAUCGCAGGCCUCUAAUCUCCAGUGUUGCUGUUAUGUCCACCUACAAGGGUGGUCUUGAUGCUGAUGUUACCUGACCAUGCUUAGAUUCACUUCCCCUUUUGCAGUUCAUAAGGAGGUGCCUAACAGCACAGUCCAUCUAGCUGCAGCUGGUAGCUGUUCUCCAAGGGUUGGGAAAGGGGGAAAAAACCCUAGUCCUGCUGUAUAGUCCUUUUAACUGGUGAUGCAAGCUAUUGAAUCUGGGACUUAGAUGCAAAGCAUAUGCUCUAGCACUGAGCUGUGACGGGCUUAUAGGGUAUGUGCUUAAGGCUGUGCAUGUGUUGCCCACAGCAGCAAAAAUUCAGUGUGCAAUGCUGUCACUGUGACAGCAUUGCACACUGAAUUUUUGCUGCUGUGGGCAACACAUGUACCACCAUCACAAAUGUCAAAAUUUCAAGCAAGUAAGCAUAAAGGUCAGAUCCAAUGUCUAGUGUUGGUAUUAUUGAGCACCUGCUGAGGCCAGUAUCCGAACUGGGGAGGCACUCCCCCCCCCCCAGUGGUGCUUCUCCUCUUCCUCCUUGAUGUCUCCAUCUGUUCUGCUGCCCUCUAUAGCCUGUGGGCAGUGAUAAGGGCAAGGGAGCUUCAGCCUUCACUCGCUUGGAUCUCUCUUAGGCAGUGAUGGAGACUAGGGGAGGGGCAUGGUGGCCGUGGCAAGGAGAAGGGGGACCACGGAGGAUGCCAUGUUGCUGAAGGGCUGUGCAAAAUCUUGGGUUAUUUAACAUGGUUCCACUUGAUGUGAGAGGGGAAAUAAAGUUCCACUUGAACACUCCUCAGAAUCGUACAUUUGGGCAAACUACUUAGAGAUUGUCACACAAGCAUGCAGUACUGUAUAUAAUAUAUAUAUAUAUAUUUAAGCAUAAAAACUUGUCAUUAUUGAAUGGCUUGCAGAAGAUAAGUAAGACCAACACCUAGCUAGGAAAUUUCAUGGCAUCUAGUUUUGAUGGGAAUAUGGGGAAAUAGUUUUGCAUUUUGGUAAAAGACUAGUAAAAGGAAAUUGGAAUCACUGUAAUAUAAAUUUACAAUCUGUGAGAUGUUAAAGGGAACAAGAUGUAUUGUGGCUAUUUAAGUGCUAUUGUUUCUUUAUGCAGAAUUCUCCAGGAUACCCAUCUUAGUAAAAUCAUACGUAUCCCAAAUUAUUCACAACUUGAGAGAAAAGAAGGAGGCAAAUGGAAAAUACAAAAUAUAGAGACACAUCAAAGGAAAAUUUGUUCUUUAGAAUAACUAACAGCAGGGGCAUAGAGUGGGGGUGCCAGGGGGCCGUGGACAGAGGUGCACAAUUUUUGAGGGGGUGCAACCCAAGUGCCCCCAUGCAGACACCCCCAGCGUGCCACGGCCUGAUGUUCCUCUAUGGCCACCAAGGGCUGCGUCGACCGGCCAGACUCCCCCUUGCGCAGGCGGGCAGGUGGCUCAGCGAGGCCCCGCUUUGUUCCGGCGGGAGUGGGGUUACUCCAGCAGCGGCAGCGAGGGCAGGGCUUGUGCCCACCCACCAGCCCUGGGCACUGGUAACGGAUGCUAUGCCACCAACUAGGCCUGGAACAUUCAGAGAAAGCUCUUCCCGUAGAUCACUAUCAGUUUUCCAGGUUGUCAAAUGCUGUUAAGUGUCCAAGACUGAAAACAUCUUAAAUCUUAUACAGCAAUAAACAAAAGUAGCACUUACUUGUUCUCUUUACAGGUGGUUUUCUCCUGUGAAGUCACUUUUUCCUUGGGUCUCCUAAUAUCAGACUGUUUCCCAUACCACCAUAGAAGAUGGAAUCUAAAGUUUCUGAAGGUGGCCUGAAUGUGACUCUCACCAUCCGACUGCUGAUGCACGGGAAGGUGAGCGGUGACCAUGUGCUUCCUUAAAACAACGUCCAGCAGCCAGUGAUGAUUUACUUGUCUAGAUGCAAAUGCUAAGAUUGUGUGUCCAUGUCACAUAUAUUAGUUUAGUUCUCUGACAAAUAUGUGAUUCAUAACACAACAAACCUGGAAAACUGUUUAAUUGGGGAAGUUAUUGUUGUCCACCACUAUCGGCUGAAGAUCAUGAUCGCUGGCUUUUUUUGAGAGAGAGGCUCCCAACCAAAGUCUCCCAGAGUUCAGACUUUAUAGCGUUCUUGAAAUAGUGCCCCAACCCUUCUAUAUCAUCCAGUUCCCCAUGGCCAAGGUCCUUCUGUAAUGCCUACUCGCAAGCAAAGUUUCUUUCUAAUGCUAAUUGAAAGUUUCAGGGGACUAGUGGUGAAAAGUCUCUGAUUUUGUCCUUCAACAUCCUCACUGAAGGGUCCCAAAGCCACUUUCUCUGCUCAGGUGGUGAUGGUGAGGCUUUACUUACUGAUUCCCUUUCAGUUUGUUUUCUUUCAGUAGCAGCAUUUCUCCAACAAGAGCCAAAAAGAAAAAGAUAUGCAGGGGGAACAGUAUUUAAAACUGCCCCCGCGGUCCACAUUGGAAGAAGAUGCUGGCCUUGAGGCAAUUGUGUGGGGGGGGGGUUAAUCUGGAUUUUCUAUAUAGUUCAGAUAUCAGCAUAGAACACAAAAUAUGCACUGUACAAAUGUUAUGAAAUUUAAUAAUGAACUGUGAUCAAAGCAUCAUUAAAGGUAUUAAAUAUACAUGUAAUGAAAUAUCAAAGAGUGGGGUCAGACCCAAAAAUGAUUUUUAAAAAGCUUUUGGGGAAAAUCAGUCAUGUUUCUGUUCUAUUCACAGAGCUUGUGGGAGCACUCAAUGCAUGUUGUUUGCCUGAUAGUCUUGUCUAUUUCUUGAGUUUCAGUUAUCCAGUUACUAUAAUUUUUAUAAAUUCCAAAUAAAGGUUUAUUUGGCUGGUACUCUAGUCUAGCAAUGUUCUUAUUAUUUACAAAAGAAAGCAUAUGGGCAAUUUUACCAGAGGCUGAAUAUGCCAGUGGUUCCCAACCUUUUUUUGGCCAUGCCCCACCUAAGCAUCUCUAAAAUCCUGAUCUCCACCACCACCACCACCGGGGCCAUAUAAUUCUUAAUUUUCAAAAAGUGAACUAGUCACAUGGAGAAAGCCUAAAAGGCCAUUAACUGUUAACAACUCAUUCUCAAAUUGUCACCCCCUUAAAAAUCAAAUUGCCCCCCCCCCGUGGGGUGUGUGCACCACGUUGGGAACCACAAGUCUAUGUUAAGCUUCCAGCCUGAAUCAAUGGGCUGAAAUGUUCAGCCUGAAGCUUUUGAAGCCCUAAAGAGCUCUUUGCGCAUCCCACCAGAGAGACCCCUACGCAUCCACUUCUGUGUGCUCCUCACCUGAGUGCAACUGCGCCAUUUUGUAUUUGGUGGACAGUCAAUACAAACAGCCCUGUUCAGAGUACCUGUUUCCCUGCAGAGCGUGUGAGGGAUUGCCUCAGAUACUGUAAUGGCAGUACUUACAUUGGGCUUCAAAACAAACAAAAACUUAAUAGAGAGAUCUGUUUUUCCCUCUUCUGCAAACCAACCCUGCAAUUUUAUGAUCUUAUGAUUGUCCUCCACUAGAAAUGGUCAUAGGCUGGAUGCACAUCCUGUGCUAGGAAAAAAGAAAGUAACACAAAAACACUUUUUGCUUAAUAUUGUGCUUAAUAUCGCUUUUUAAUAUUGCACUUAAUAUUGCUUUUUUAAAAGCCCUGAAGUAACUGAUUUUUAAAAGAUGGUGGAAAUUAUUUUAAAAACUGCCAUUCAGGUGAAUUAGACAUUUUCUUUCCGCAUCCACAGAUCUAAGCCACUCCAACUGGAAAGAAUAUAGCAGCAUAAUAAAUACAAUAUCCCAAAUAGGGUGCAAAGUCUAUUGCGUUCUUCAGAAGAAGAGCAGUGACUGGGUUGUACGAAGAGCUCUCCGUCGGGAAGAUACCCUCUGUGGCCCAUAUCAUUUAAUUAAUUUCAGUCUCAGCCAAGUAUGUUUAUUAAUGAACGUUCUUGAAUUCUUACUUUGUUGCAAUUUUUCUUUUAAAACAGGAAGUUGGAAGCAUCAUUGGGAAGGUAAUUUCUUCAAACUAUGCAUCUUAAUGCUUCAGUAUUGCCUGUGUUUACAAACUGCACAUGUGGGAGGGAAAUGGCCCUUUCCCAGCUGAUUUUUUAGUACAAACAAGCUGUAGUGUGUGGUUUGGUGGAAUGAGAUGUGUUUACUCACUUUAGAUUUCUAGGUAUGCCUCCAGAAUUUACUACCAGUAAAUUCUUUAAUAGGACCGCAAAUAAUAAUCUCCAUUUAUGUGAAAGAGGCCAGAUGGCAUUUGUACCCAUACCCUGCCAUUUGUACAGUUCACCUACAAUCAGAUUCUUCUGUUAAUUUAAUAAUUUGCUAGAAGGUCAAUCAGGUAAUUUCAAAAUGGCUGAUGCAGACAAGUUUGUUACCUAUAAGGUAGCUUUAGAUGUCCUAGCAGUGAGAAAGCUGCAGGCUUCUUUUUUGAUCCCCCAAAGUAUUGACUGCCAAGGGAAUUAAAAAACAUGAUUUACUGUUUCAAGUUUUGACAACUUGUAUAUGUUUAGCUUACUUUUCAGUUGUUUGUUUUUAUGAGUUACAUUGCAAUGGCCACUGACUGCAAAUAAUAAAAAUCUGACUGGCUGACUAAAAUGGGACAAGCGUUUCAGCUGCCCUGAACUUUCUUAAGAUGCACCUUCUAUAUUAUUAUUAUUUAUUGAAUGUAUAUACCUCACCAUACCCAGGGGUCUCAACCAUCUACCUCAACCACAGCCUAGAUAUCCUUAGGUACAAGGCAGAUAGGGUGUGCCUUAUGUAAUGGGGGAAAUCACGUCUUUCAUUUUAUGAUUAUUAAACAUAAACAUUUAUUUCAAAAAUCAAAACAACUGCCUAUUCUUCCCCUGAAAAUGGUGCUAUACUGUUGUCACUCUCACUUGUUAAAGGAUGCUUCCACACUAGCCAGAUAUUCUCUUUUAGCCAGAGCUUGAUCUACAGUACCAAAUAGAAAAGAUUUAAAAAGGGGCAAAAGAAAAGACAGAAACAAUUAUUAGUAGUAUUCUAUAUUUAUUUAUUUAUGCCCUUCCCUUUUCUCUGAUGGGACUCAAGGCAACUUACAGCUAAAAACAAGAACCACUAAAAACAUAGGAAAAACCAAUAAUUAAAAUACAAUUAAACAUUAAUAGAAUUAAAACGAUAUACAUAUAUAAAAUCUGUUUAAAACAUACCAAUAAUUACAAAAAAAAAACCAGCUCAGGACCAGUCCUUUCAUUAAAAGCCUGUUGGAACAAGAAAGUCUUUGCCUGCUGGCGGAGAUCUCUGAAUGAGGAGGGGCCAUAUAAAAAUUUAAUAAAAAUACAUACAUAAAAUAAAAUAAAAUAAUUCCCCAUCUGGAAGCCCCCAUGCACAAAUGCCAAUUGUUGCUACAACCACAUCUGGAAUAUAUUUAGAAGAGAUUUCAAAAUGGGCUUCAAACAUCGCAGGAGGUGGGGCUAUAUUCUCUCCUCCAUGUGCCACAGUGGUAACCUCUGAAGGUGUGCAUGUACCAAGAUGUGGGACGGGGUGUUUCUGUUUCUUUGUGAGCACCUCAAGGGGAAGGUGUGAUUACAAGAGCUAUGGGAGAGGUGGAGAGAGACAGACCCAGCUUAAAAGAAGCUGUGAUUACUUUCUACAAAUCUAUCUGGGUCCUUAAUAGAGUGGGGUCAGGGAAGAGCUGUCAAGUGCCUUAGGCCAAAAACAGCUGAGCUGUCCAUUAAUAAAUGUAGCGGCAUAUUGGGCAAAGGAUUUGUCUUUAACAGAGCCGAAUUCUAAAAUUUUCCUCAGUCUACAGGGCAAACAGGUUCACUAGAUUUUUGAUAUAGGAUGGUUAUGUGCAUCAACAGUGUGUUUUCCCAGUGUUGUUCCCUGGAUACAGGGGGAGGAAUUCACCGUUCCACCAGGGCAAGCAUUUUGGCUUGCCAGAUGGAAGGCUCUCCCUCUCCUUCUUCCCCCGCAGGCUGUUCCAGGAGUUCUCCCAGCCUCCUGAGCCAAUUUUGAAUGGAGGGGAAAUCCUGUUACACAAGCAGCCGUCCUUGUGCAGGGCUUCCGCCGAUAGGACUCGUUAGUUAAAUCCCUCCAAUAAUAAGGCAGACAUGUUAAAAUCCUUUAUGGCAUGUCUGUUAAAUUUGUCUCAAAAGUGUUGAUAUGAUUAUAGCAGUUAUUUUGCAUCUUUUUCAGAAAGGAGAAACAGUGAAAAAGAUGCGCGAGGAGGUAAGUGUCCAGUCCUUCAUGGUGAUGUUGCAGCUUAAUAUGUAAACUAGUAUGAUGAUUUCAGAAUGCAAGAUCACAGGUGAAAAGGGCCGUAUGUUUUUGUGUGGUUGAGGGGGUUAAGUUUCUUUUCAUUAGUAAUGUGUUGGAACAUUCUGGAACAGAAUGUAGGAACAUUCUGCAUAACUCUCACAGAUGACAGCUGAAGGAGGGAUCAUGCUUUCCUGUGACAUAUGCCCAGUGCAGACAACUGUAACCCAGAGAUACACAACAAUCUUGUAGGGCAGAGCUUUCCAAACUUUUCAUUUUGAUGACACACUUUUUAGACAUGCAUCUUUUCAUGACAUGGCAAUUCAGUUUUACUAGCAAACCGAAGUUAAACUAACCCCUUUUCAGCUCCAGGAGGAAUGCAGGGAGCAUUCAUGCAACACACCUACACACUAACAUGUCACAGCACACAGUUUGGAAAGCUCUGCUAUAGGGCAUGUAUUGCUUGUAAGAUGUUCUGUUUGGGGGGUUUUUCCACACAUGGUUUUACAGAUAUUUUUCUUAUAUCCAAGGUAAGAUAUGAGUAGACAUUACAUGAGUAAAUAUAACUAAGCAGAUUAUCUGAAGAAAUAUAACUAAGCAGGUAUCUGAAGAAGUGUGCAUGCACACGAAAGCUUCUACCCAGAACAAACUUAGUUGGUCUCUAGGGUGCUACUGGACAAUUUUUUAAUUUUUUAAUUUAUUUAAGCAGAUUAGCUUUGACAUCAUGUGUACUUCACAUGUGUUGAUUUUAUAAAUAUGUGGUGCAAAUAAUAUAUCAUAUGUAAUUACGAUAUGUAUGACAAAGUGUGGUCCUUCCAUUCUAGAGUGGUGCACGAAUCAAUAUUUCUGAGGGAAAUUGUCCAGAGAGAAUUGUCACCAUAACAGGCCCCACUGAUGCCAUCUUCAAGGCUUUCGCCAUGAUUGCUUACAAAUUUGAGGAGGUAAGCAAAUUAUUUAAUAAUGUUACAAGAAGUUAAUAGAUAGGCACCUUAUUGAUGAAAUGUCUUCACAAAACUGCCCAUCAGCCCAGGAGCGAAUGCAGACCUUCUAGCUGGAAAAGAUGCCCCACUCUCACCUGACAGGACAGAGGCUGCCGCCUUGGGCGGUAGAAUCCAAGGGGCACCAACGCAGGUGCCGCUGACAAAGCAACUGCGGUGAAGGCUUCCAGGUUUCAGGAAGGUCUUGUGAAAGCCCUGUGAAAUCUCAUGCAACCUCACAAGAUUUCACAGGGCUCUUUCAAGAUCCUGCCAGAACCCAGAAGCUGCCACUAUGUGACCCCCUGGUAAGCAAGGCUUGGUGGGGGUGGCAAGUGGCAGGCACACAGGGCAGCAGGGGGGCACAGGGAACAUGUGGAACCUGCUUACAGGCAUCCCUGACAAGGUAUGUUGUGCUUCUCAAUCCAGUUUGCAAACAGUAUGGACUGAUUUCUUUAGGAGGCUGGCUAUACAAAAUAUAGUUGAGUUGAAGGGAGGUGACAUUUUGUUUAGUUCUCUAAUCUUCUAGUUCUAUGAUAUUGUGCUAAAUGUAUAGCAGUUACAAUCUACGAUAACAAUAAACUUAUUCUUAAAUCAGGAGAUUCAAGCAAUUAUCUCGUAAGCUUUUGAGAGAUUCACUUCUUCCUUGUGCGCAGGCAUGCUUUCUUGCCUUCUCAACUUAGCAGGAAUAGAACAAUUCUGUUUAUUCACUCACAGGCUCAUCAAAAUGUCCGCCUCAUUUUAAAUAAGGUAGCAUUGUCAUCUGCAUCAUAAGGCAUUUUCUUUCUUUCUGUUCAAAGGAUAUAAUCAACUCAAUGAGCAACAGUACAGCUACCAGUAAGCCACCCGUAACGUUAAGGUUGGUUGUGCCAGCAAGCCAGUGUGGGUCACUGAUUGGAAAAGGAGGCUCCAAGAUUAAGGAAAUCAGGGAGGUAAGCAGAGACAGGCUUUGUAGGGUGGCUGGUGGAAAGUCUGGUUAUGCAGAUUCUCUCAUUUAAUUCAGCUUUGGGGAUUUGUUGUUGUUGUUUUUGCAUGGGGGGAUGGGAAGGUAAAAAUACUCCCUGAUCUUUGGGAUUAGGACAAUCUUUUAAAAAGAAAAAGGGGAAAAAAUAGUGGGGUGGGACUUACCAUAAGAGAUUUGAGGCAGCAAAUUUGUUUUCCGCUUUUUCUUUUUUUAAACAACAACAUUUCCAUUGGGCCAUUUUUAAUAUCAGAGAUCUAAUAUUGUUCCUUAUUUUUUUCUCUUGCCUGUGCAGGCAGAAAACAAUGAGGGGAUAAUUAGCAAAGCGAAUGGGGAAUUGGAUUUCACUUCUUGAUCCACACAUGAAUUCCCUGCCAAAUUUUAGGUGCUUGCACAAGACUAACAAGCUGUCUGCCUAUAUUUACUUGUUUCUUCUUCUUCUUCUUCUUCUCUCCCUACCUUCCUGCUCUUCUCCAGUCUACAGGUGCUCAGGUUCAAGUGGCGGGGGACAUGCUGCCCAACUCUACAGAAAGGGCAGUGACCAUUUCAGGGACCCCCGAUGCUAUUAUCCAAUGUGUCAAACAGAUCUGUGUGGUGAUGCUGGAGGUACAGUCUGUAACAAUGGGGGUAAAGUAUACAGAAAAAAGCCAACAACUGAAAACUUGGACAAUAUACCUUUCUUGUAAUUCAGUUACUCUUUGGUAUUGUUAUGGCUUCUUGCUUGCUAAAGCAUUCAACUAAUUAUGGUUUCAAGGCAUCUGCAGAUUACAUGAAUGAUUUCAAAAAGACUUGAAGCAAAAUAACCAGCCUCCUAUAAAGACAUUUUCCAUAAAGCAAACAAAGUAGCCAGUCUAGUUUCUUGCAAUGACCCACAUGCCUGUUCGUUGGAUACAAAGUGGAUCAUAUCAUGAGGAAUGUAUAAAAGAUGGAAUGGAACACUCCAAUGGUACUUUAAUUAAAUAAUAAUAAUUCUCCAGAAAGCCAAAAGUAACAGAGGAGCAAGCAGAGAAAUAGUAGAUUAAUAAGGUCAUCACUGCUAUUCUUCUAAUUCAGGGUGGUCCAACUUUUCAUACCAAGUGGGUCGCAAGAGUACUUCAACAUGGAACCUGCAGGCUGCACAUUCCCAUAUCGUGGGGGGGGGUGGAAGAGAGUGAGCCCAAAAUGUGAUGCUCCCCCAGCCCUUAUUCUGCCUUCCGAAAGGUGGAUAAAUGAGGCAUCAGGCUUUGGGAAGGAGGCACAAGGCUCUGGCAGGGUCCUAGAGCCCUCCUACAAUCUUCCCAAAGCUGGGAAAGCACUAGCUAGGAUUUGCGAUGGAGCUGGACAGGCCUGCAGGAAUUCUAGGCAUGUAUGGAACACAGGUAUACCACCUAAAACUCCUCGAAAUCACAAUGGUCUUCUGUCAUAUUCUAGUACAGCCUAACACCUUUACCUUACACCCUAACACACAAAAGUUAGUUCAAACAGUGGAAUAGGGUUGUGAAAUGUAGAAUAGGCAUAGAUUACAUUGCAGUAGUCCUCAAAUUUUGAGGUAGUGAAGGCAUGCAAAUUCCCAUCUUAUAUUAGACAGAGUGCAGCUCUUCCAGGUGGACCUGCCAUGGAUGUGAAAGAGCUGUGAAAAUGAAUCAACCUGAAAUACAUUCAAAAUAAAAGCUUUAGGAAAUUUAAUUUCUAAGAACAGGUGUAGAAGCCAAGCCCGUGAACCAGAAUUCCCUGGUUCAAAUCUUACCUCAGUUUUGAAUUCACUGGAUAGGUUUAAAAGUGAUGAUUUUGUAGGUUUGUUGGAAGGAUUCCUAAUACGAGGUAUGUGAGAUACUUUGAACACUCUAAAGCAAUGUAUAAAUUCUAAAUAUUAUUUAUGGUAGAACCAUUUUUUCUGUUAAGUGAUUAUUUAGCUCCUCUGUUGUCUGGAAAUUGGGCACGGUAGAUUCAUACCUGACAUCGUAGAUCCAUGUGCAGAUCAUGGUCUGAUCUUUAUGUGUUUGGUUGCUCUCUAACAUUCUUUUUACUAACAUUUCAGGAAAUCUGGUCUAAUGUUCUCUCUCCCUCUCCUUGUCCCUUUUCCUAGUCCCCACCGAAAGGUGCCACCAUUCCCUAUCGCCCAAAGCCCGCCUCCACCCCUGUCAUUUUUGCAGGUGGUCAGGUAAGAGCCGACCCGCUUGCGGCCUCCACUGCCAACCUCAGCCUUUUACUGCAGCACCAGCCGCUGCCCGUUAGUGCUCUCAGGUUUUCUUGUCUUUUCACUUGCAUGAUGUCAUCCCACUCAUGUUGCACCAAAGCACUUGGACUCAAAGCUCUUUAUUGAACACAGGGUGUAGCUGCUUCGUCCUCCAGAUAAGAGGCAUGAAAGCCAUUUAGCACAGCUAAAGCUAAUAGAUAGUGGCUUCUGGUUCAAACAAUACUCUCUACUGAUCUCCUCCUUAAGCACAACAUUGGAAAAGAGAAUGAAGCUUCCUCUCCUGCUCUGUAGCCACUCUUGAGUGGGAUGUUUGAAUAGGGUGUAUGUGUCCAUUAACACGAAUGGGACAGCAGGAAUGAUAGCUCAUUAGGAGUGGGGUAGUUAGACAGUUACUGAAUCUCUAAGCCACCCUAUAACAAAAGUUAUAAGGUAAAAUCAUGGGCAUCACAUUUGAUUUUGUUCAUUAAUGUCACACCCCAAUGUGAGUGUCUAGUGGCUUGAGACAAGCAUGUUAGGUGCAUGGGAAGGCAUGUUUUUGCUGACAUGAACAGGAGAACAAACCCUAGAGGACAAGAUCCUCAAUAAGGACGCAAUUUAAGGUGCUUUGCGGGGUGUGCUUGCAAGUGCUUUGACUUGCAUAGUAGUUCAUUUUGUCCUGCAAUUUUUGAGCGUAUGCUUAUUUUAAGAAUUUCAGUGCUCACAAAAUCACAAAGAUUACACAGAAGUGCAUUAAAGAGUUCAAAAAGCAGAUUUAAAAAUAAGAGAAAUGAGAUCAAACAUAAAGCAUAUCUCAACAGAACUCUAAAUGUUUCUGUGCUAAAUAGUAUUGAAUAGCCAUGUUUGAGCAAUAAAUGCAAAUUUGAUAAGCUUCAAAAGACAUUCCAAGUGCACAGGGGUCUGUUUGAAAUUUUUGUCUCUUCAUUAUUUAACUAAUUUCAGUACAAUUACUCAGUUUUCUCCAGGGCCAUUUUACAUUAGCAUCUAAUUGAAAUAUUUUUUCUCAUUGUGACAGAGUCCAAAAAUGGUACUCACAAUGAAAAAGCAGUGCAGUAGAUUAAAAUAAACUAAUCAUGUGUUUGAGUCUCCAAAUCUUGACAUUAAACUCAGGCUGUAAAUUAAUGGAACCAAAUAACACAUUACGCUGGACUUCCUUCUGCAAAAAGCUUUCACAAGGGAGACUGAUUUGAGAGAUUCAGCUCACAAAAAAUGUGCCAGGUUGUUUUUCCUUGCACUUUGAGAGGUGGGAUUUAAGUUGGGUGGUUAGCAAAGGCACUUCCCUGUGCCAUGAACCCAGUCCAAAUCACACCACCACCUCUGGGCUACUUUUUGAAGAAGAAAAUUAUGUGGGAAAUUCCAGAUACAGAAUUCCAACAUACCAUGCAGUUUGGCUCUGUAAAAGAACCAGUUCAUUUUUGUAUCAUACUUGAUAUUUUAGCAGACAAAAUAAAAAUCAUAAGUGUAUGCUUAUUUAAUGGAUAAGAGUCCACCAAAAUCAUAACCAGUGCUAUUGAUUGCAAGAAAAGUAUGGAACCACAUGAUGCAAACACAUAAAUUCACAGCAAGAUUAGAAAUAAUUAAAUGUUUUAUAAGCAUAUUCUUGCAAGUUGCCAAGUAGUAAAACUGGAAAAUUCAUGUUGUUCCUCCCAUUUGAGUUAAUGAACAGCAUUUGCAUACUCAUACCUCACCAACUAAAUAAAUCUCUGCAGAUUUUAUCUACCUAGAUAUUGUGCCUGACCACAAAUGUUACCUCUGUUCUGUGCAUUCAUGCUGAUUUUUGGGAGGAUAAAAAUGCCAUAAUGGCCCCUAACACUUCUUUAUCACUCUUUACCCAGUAUUUGAUCCAUGAUGCCUUUUCUCUAAAAUAGCAACCUAAUGAAAGAGCUUUGGGUCCAGCUUAUGCUUCUCAAAAGGGAGAGUAAGACAGAAGGAACACUGCCAAAUCAUACUAAGAAAUAAAGUGUUUGGGAUCCUCAUCUGUUGAUCUGUUAUGAAGGCUAGGGAGGCCCAAGCAAUAGCAGCCUGCUUCUUUGUCAGGGCUACCAAGACAGUUAACAAUACAAUUCAGUACAAAAUAGAAUAAAAAACAAUGCACUAAGGUAUAGGAUGGAACCAAAUGGGUGUUGGGAUCCACCCAGCAAAGAAAAAGGAGGUGAUUUUUAAUUGCAGUCCCAUCUCCUAAUUCUCCUAAUACUUCUGCAGGACUCCUAAUUGGGUGUGUGUGUGUUGCAGGGUGCUAUGAGGGGACUAGAAAUUGCUGAGAAUUGCUUCCCUCCUCCCCUGUUCCGCUGACAGAUGCCCGCAGACACUCAUAGCUCACAUCACAAUUCAACAUCUGGCAAAACAAAAGCAUGGCAAAAACAAAAUCCAUUUCAGCUGUCAGUGAAUACAGUGUUUGGCACAUGAGAACAGUAGCUCCUAACAUAGAAAGGUAGGUGCCUUGUGCAACCCUUUCCCGAUGUCUUCUGAGGAAAUUAUUGCUAAAUCCUCAGAUCUCGCAAAUUACCUUUUUGGUGUCAUCCAAAUUGAACAGCAACCCAUUUUAGAAGGCAUUCUAUGUUUCCUUAUAUACACAAAAAUGGCAUAUGCAUUUGGGUGCGUAUAGGGGAUUGAUUGUUUUAGUAUAGCAUACUUUGAUCUGAACUGCAGAACAACCAGCAUUGGAGCUACGGUGGUAAAAGCUGGCUUCUCCUUUCAGUCAAGCUUCCAGGAGAUUUGAUUUCCAAGUCAGGCUUAGGCAAACUUUGCCAGUAUCACUAACAAAUAUUUGGGAAUGUGUACAUUUAAGGGUGUAUUAAAAUGAGGGAAAACGUUUAAAUUGAAAAGGGGCGAAACCAGUUGAUUUGGAAAUCAAUAUCUGGCAGCGUUUCCAACCCAAGUCUCAAGCACUGCUCAGUUCUUUUCAGCCUCCAUUUCUGACUCUAAUUUGAGGAUUUCCCCUUUCUCAAACUUUUACUUCUUAAAUCCAGUUCCUUUUUUUCAAAGAGCUAAAUAUCUAUUUUCCUUUGCUGUUAUUACUCUCCCUUUGCAAGUGGUUGUCCAUUUUUAUCCCAUUUAUACUGGAAUUGUCUUUAAAUCACUUUAACUUAUAAGAAAUGCCUUCCUGAACAAUAAGCUUCUUUGGCAGAAAGGCAUCUUUAGUUGUAGUUAUUUAUACAGUGUGUUGUUCAUUUCCAUUAUAUUCAAGAAACAGAAAAGGGUUUAUUUUAGGGCAACUGCAAAACUUUAUUUAGAAAUUCUUGAUAUAAAACAAGGCAGACUCUUAAGGUUGUAUCCAGUGAAAUUAUUCCGUUAGCUCAGGCACUUCUGCCUGUGGAUCAGGACUUCCUCUCCCUGUGUGCCCUCAACCCUCUAAAGCAGAUUUGGGGAAACACAUGGGGAGAGAAGAGUGAGGGAUGCCAACAUUAGCCCUAGUGCUAAUAGGAAGAUUUUGUUGGAGACAGCCCUCAGAUUAAGAGAUUAAUAUACACUUCUGAACCAAGAGCCUGGCUCACUCAUAAAAAGUACAGCUGUGCAUUUGUGUUGUCUCUAGUUUAGGAUCAUGUAAAAUACAUGUGUGUAGAAAAUGGGCUAAUAUUGCAUAUUUAUAAACCAACUACGUGGAAGAGGAACUGUUCUUCUCCAGGAUGUGAGACUGGGAUUUUGCAUCAUCUGUGCACUAAUGCUAACUGUAUAGCAUUAGAGACUCCUUAGCAGCUGACAUGUCCCAUUCUAGGCUAUGGUCUUAUGGAAUUCUAGUGGAGUAGCUGUGACAAAUUAAUGUGAAUUUUAGACUGGGUGCUUUGCUUUGAUGUGGCACAUUUUGGUGCGUUCUCCUAUCAGCAUUCAUGUCUGAGCAAGCUUCAGAAGGUGAAUAUUUGAGAUCUAAGAUCAUGGCUUUUGAGAGAAGCUACUGGAAAAUGUUGGACAUGGGGAUAUUUAGCCCAGCCAUAAACUCAUGGGGGGGGGUUGCUCCUGUCUCUAACAACUAACAAGGGCAAAGUGCUUUUAUAUGACUUGAAGUGGGCCAUUAAUACAACAAGGGGCUUGUAGUCCAACUUCAAAAAUUCCAUUCAUGCAGUAAACACAGCGUGUAACAGAAAUGCACAAGAAAUAUUAGAGCUGUUGUAAACUACUUGCAAACUACGUGGCCAAGCUACGUUGUCCACAAGAAUGUAUGGCAGUCUGCAUACAUGAAGUAACCCUAAUAUUGCCAAACCAGGGGAUUGUGCAACUGAAAGGCCACACUACAAAGCUUGGGGGCUUCUCCAGCUUGGGGGGUCAGAAGUUCUGUUUGACAGGACUAGGCACAGGUCACUGCUCAGAACUCCUGCUCCGCUUGAUCCAUUCUGAAGUGAUCUUAGCAAUGCAAUUUUUUUAUUUUGGGUAGGAAUGAAUGUGGGGGAGGAUGAUUGAGGUCACAGUCAUUAGUUCUGCCCCAAUACUUCUUGCAUUUGCACAGAAGUCUCUGCAUGUACACCUGAAUGUGUGUACGCUUUCUACAUGUGAACCCUGGGGAAAAAUAAGGGCUUGGACCACCUGCAAAAGACACUCUGAUGGACCUAUGGGUAUAGAGUGGUUAAUAAUAAUAAUAAUAAUAAUAAUAAUAAUAAUAGUCAUUUCUACCCAGAAUAAAUACUUGAACAGGAUGUCAAUUCACAGAAGCAAUUCCUCUGAUGAUCUGCUGUGUCUUAUCAUUGGUGUCUUGAGGCAGUAAUAUUGGAUGGACCUCUAAGAAUGAAGAGAUGAAAUAUGCACUGAAUCUGUGCAAUAUAAUUGUCAUACCAAACAGCAGCUUACUGGGGGUAGAGUGGAUAUGGGGGUAGAGUGGAUUAGAGACAAAAGAGAGAGAGAUAGUAAAGAUGUCACCAAGUGAUUUUUCUUAUUAUGCAAUGAUCACUGGAACAUGUUGAGAUGCCACAGACAAAUGAGAAGACUGAAACUCACCAUGUGCUGGCCCAAUUCACAUUUCCUCAGUUGAGACAUUCUGUAGUAGCUCUCAAUCUUCUCGCACAUCUGUGUUGUUUCAGAGCAUUCAAAACUGACAGAAGUGGACUCACCUGUAGUGGCCUUUGUGUAUCAGCAUAUGUGUGUCAAACUCUGAAUUAAUUGUUCAGUCUCCUUAACCACAGCUUAAUCUUUGUCCGUAUGUGGUCCGCUCCCUGGUACACAUUUGGUCUGAGUAAACCAGUUCCACAGAUAUUAUACCAUGCAGAAUGCCAGUUCUGCAGUUAUAAAUAAGGCUGAAUUUGACAUUCCAUAUUGAACACUAGUGGAAGUUUUAAGUUUUAUGACAUUCUUUGAUAAUGAAGGCUCAAGAGCCCUUACAGUGGGCAACUGGCUCUCAGUUUUAUUAAAUGUUUCAUUAGGUACAUACAUUUUGUCACUGUAUAUGACAGUGUAUUUGAUAUGAAUGUCUAAAUCUGUCUAGAAGAACAGAUGAGCUUAAGAUUCUUGGUGUAUUACCAUAGGGAUGAGAGAAAAUUAUAAAACCAAUUAAUUCCCUCCAACUGUGGUGUAAGUAGUCACUAGAAACUACUGACAAAUUCUUACACUGUGUGUUGUUUCUCUCUUGCAGGCCUAUACAAUUCAGGGACAAUACGCUAUUCCACACCCAGAUGUGAGUUUUACCUUCAUUGUUUGUAUAAGAAGUUUGCUUUCUUAUGUCAUCUGCAUGCUACUGCCAAAUGCAACAAAUAUUAAUAUUAGAAAUUAAUAUUAAUACAACUUUUCUCAAUGUAAAUGGCCGUGUGUAGUAUUGGUAUUAGCCUUUAACCUAUUAGCACUCAACUAUACUUCUGCUGAGGACUUGGCCUGUUGUGAAAUUAUUGAAAUUAUUCUGUGCUAUCCCUUUGCUACAUUGUGCGUGUGUAAGUGUGUGUACAACACACAAACACACACACACAAAUAUGCAUUUUGUGCCUCAAAUAUUGGCCAUUCAAAACCUUUCCCUCUGCUUCUCCUUCCUCAUAAAUUGCCCACAAACAGAUGCACCAUUCUAAGUUAUACAUUUGCUUAUUUGAUAAUAUAGAGAAUAUACCCGGAAUUGUUAAACAUUGUGUGCUUCUCUCAGACUUCACUUCCUGAGUGAUUCUACAAUCUGUCAUUGUAGAUAUCCUCAGUUAUAAUGGAAAAGAUGUCUGAAUACCUGAUGAUGCUGAAACCCUUCCUCCCAAACCUAGGGGAAAGAAAUCAUGUGUAAAGUUGGUCAUUGUUAUUCAUGUUCUGGCACCCUGUCCAUGGAGGAAAGUGAACAGAUAUAUACUUAGCAAAGGUUUGAUUUGUUUCUUAUGCAUCAUCAUCUCUGAAAAGAAAUAUAAGCCACACCUAGACAUAAUCUUCUAAUGUUAUUUGGAAAUGUUUCUUUGGUGAGGUUAGAGAUUGGCGGAGAGAAUAAAUUUGAAUUGGGUGGCACCAUUCCAGCCUACAGGAGGGAGCUCAGUUUUACUUCUUCUUCUUCUUAAACAACUCUUGUGUUUAGCAUAACAUGAAGAAGCAUUCCAGCUUUGCCUUCUUCUGGAAAUGAGAAGGCAUCUUUUCGUAUGGAGAUAUGUGGGCCUUCACCUGUUAUCUGAAGUGGUAUAACCAGGUCUGAGCCAAAACAUCUAAAUAGACAAUAUUUUUUUUAAAAUUUCCUUUUGGGGGGCUUACUGCCAAUGAUGGAGAAUUUCAGGCAGAGGGGAGACUAAACAGUGGGAAACCUCUCCCACUUCUCCACCCACAUAUAAGGUGGGAAAAUUUGCUUGCAACAGUCAAUCCAACCCAAUAUUAGUAUUAUGAAUAUUGUUGAAAGUAGCCAUGGCCUCCACCCCUUCCAGUCUCACACCUUUAGCUCAUUGCACACUUCAUCUAUCAAUAGGAACAAACUAUAGAGUUUCAUUCAACAAAUGAAACUGUUGAAUGGUGCAAAAUGGUGAAAUGUCUAUCACAGCCUUACAGCCCAGAAACAGCAUGGAGAGGUACUUUUUGCUCAGUUUUGGGGGCAACCCAGACUCUGGCCUAGAGAGAACGCGGCCUCAAGUUUUGCAUUGGUCUGAGGAUAUGGGUUUGCAGUAGCAGCAGCAGCAGUAGGAGGAAGUUAUUUUGGACAGUUUUCUUUUUGCAUUCAGCUGGGUUGUAUGGCUCACAGUGGCACAGUGCCGUGUCUUCUGUCAGGUAAGCCAAGUGGCAGGAAAAAUUUGGAAAGGAACUGAAGAUAAUAAUAAGGAACCUACCACUGUGCCCAGUGUAUAGCAGGGGCAUGAAUAUUGUGAACAGGAAUCUUCACCUCACCAAAUACAUCUCUAAUCAGAAAUGGUACAGAAAACACCAAAAAUUAGAAACACUUUUCAGAUGAUGAAAAGUUAACUCUUUAGGUUAAAAAGUAGGAGGCUCAUACCCUACAGAUCCUAUGUGGCUACAGUUGGGUCUAUUGACUUGUUGUGAGGAGGACCUUGUUGAGAGGACCUGAAGUGUCUGUUAGACAAGGCAGUGGGGAUAAUCGUGGUGGGAAUAGCCACGAAAUAAGGCUGGCACUGCUGUUGGCUUUCAUCUCAAGCCACCCUCUCAUCCUCAGACAGGAAUGUACAAGUCCUCUUCCUGCUACAACAUAAAAUAUUCCAGUUAAGCUACUAACCAAAGGGGAACUUCCUAAUAAUAGAUUUACACAGCAACCAGAAAGCCAGGAUUACACUGCUUGCUUCAUUAAUUCAAGUGGUUGAAAUAGCAGGGCAUCAUGUGAAGGGCAAAAUUCUGCUACAUUAAAAAAAGAGAGACUUCCUUAGUGGUCCUGUAAUAGAUUUGCAUCAGAAGGCAGUUCAUAACCUCUAAAAGUCAGAAAUGGCAAGAGCAUAGGGACUACGGCAAAGGAUGUCACAGGCAUUAGCCAAAAGGUACUUGUGACAUUUGUACAAUUUUUUUAAAAAAUGACCAGAGCUUUGGAAAGUAGCACAUUUUCCUAGAAACAAAAUAUUGCAGUUUGAAAGCUGGAAAAGUCAGAUAUCUCUACAAGACAAACAUUACUCCCAGGGGAAACAUCUCUAUCUUACGCAACUGACAAAUGACAACUUGUGCACUCAAUGCACAAAACAAAAUAAGUAAUUUAGGUUGCCAUAGGCUUGCAGUGCAGAGAAAAUUAGACUCACUUAAUUCCCAUUUCAGGAGGGCUUAAUAUAGAACUUGUCUUUCUGCAGAUUGCUUCUCUGGCAGUCCUUUUUCUGAAUACUGUAUUUGUGCAUAUAUUUAUAUGAUUGUAUUUGACUGGAAAAGGACACGGUUCUCUUGCUGCACCAGGACAGUUUCAACUAACUAAUGAGGAAAAUCCCAAUGCUUUUUCCUGCUAUGUACCGUAUUUUUUGCUCUAUAAGACUCACUUUUUCCCUCCUAAAAUGUAAGGGGAAAUGUGUGUGCGUCUUAUGGAGCGAAUGCAGGCUGCGCAGCUAUCCCAGAAGCCAGAACAGCAAGAGGGAUUGCUGCUUUCACUGCGCAGCGAUCCCUCUUCCUGUUCUGGCUUCUGAGAUUCAGAAAUUAUUUUUUUUUCUUGAUUUCCUCCUCCAAAAACUAGGUGCGUCUUGUGGUCUGGUGCGUCUUAUAGAGUGAAAAAUACGGUAAUUCUUUGUUCUGCUGAACUUGUAGGCCAGGCCAGCCAUAAAUAAAGAUUCUCCCUGCACAUUGCUGUGACCCUAAGUGAACUCGAGGAUCACACCCAGAGCCUUGCCAUUUUCAUUUAUUCUUGCUGGAAUGUUUAGAUUCUUGAGCAGUUUCUAUUAAUCUGUCUAUGGUGUAGUUAAAUAAAUACCAAUGCAUUGUGGUGGUGGGGGGACUUAUAAAUUUAUGUUAGAAAACACAUUUGCCAAAAGGUUCUUAUUACCUUUUUCUGUUUUGUGAGCAUUGCAUACAUUGAUUUCCUAAUCUUCCACUGACAGUGUUCAACUUAACCAUUUUUUCCAGUUAAGGUUUACUUUAUAGCCCCAAGGUUAUAAAAUAGCCUAGUGUGUUAUAUCAAUUGUUUGAUUUAUCACAGAAGCAUCAACAUCAUGAGAUGGCGCACUGAGAUUUUAUACACCAACCCUUCUUUCAAAAUUGUUUUGCCUUCGAAUUAAAGGAGUUUAGCUGAUUAGUUAUCCGGUGCUUUAAAAAAUCUGUCUUAUAACUGUUCUUCUUGGAGAAGGAGCCUCCCCACCCCCCACCCUGCCAUUUUGGCACGGGGUCCAUCUCCCCCCUCAGACCUUAUGCUAUAGCUGCUCCAUUCCUCUCAACUCUUGGUGGAGCAUUUUCAAGGGGCUGUUAAGGGAAGUCCAGUUUUCACCAUAUUUAAUUCUGGAUUGAACCCAUUAUGUUAAAAAGUAUUUUGGAUUUACUAAUGAAAAGAAUGACCCUAUUUUCUUUCAAAAUUAUUUCCACUGCACUGAAUAAAAGCCACAUCUGGUGAAGUGGCUAGAAAAUGUAGAAGAAUAUGCCACCCAGUGGGUUGAGCAAGACGAAGAAAUUACACUGAUCAGGAAAUGCUGUGUCUCUCCUAGGAGACAGAAAGAGGACUUUCAAAGGAAACUCUCUAUAGCUUUGAAAUCUCUAUAAUUUCCUUUUUUAUAUAUUCCCACAGACCUUUUUAUUAAAUCUACUGCUCUUACUACCAGAAUUAGUGUGGCUGCAUGUGGUGUUGUUGUUGUUGUUUGGUCGUUUAGUCGUGUCCGACUCUUCGUGACCCCAUGGACCAGAGCACGCCAGGCACUCCUGUCUUCCACUGCCACCCGCAGUUUGGUCAAACUCAUGUUUGUAGCUUCGAAGACACUAUCCAACCACCUCGUCCUCUGUCGUCCCCUUCUCCUUGUGCCCUCCAUCUUUCCCAACAUCAGGGUCUCUUCCAGGGAGUCUUCUCUUCUCACCGCAUGUGGUAUAGGAUAAGCCUAAAUGAAGAAAGGUAGUGGAAAUGGACAAGAAAUCAAACUGUUAUGAGCAGAAACCAUGCAAACUGGACAAGGAGGGUACAACAGGAAAAAUGGUUCAUUGCCUCCUUUCAGUACAACUGUGUGGGAAUCAGGCUGCCUCUGACCUCAGGAACAUAGAUAAUUUGCUCUGAAAGAUGCAUUUCUUAAGGGUAAAUUUCAAUACAUGCCAGACUUUUGAGGGUGAUAUUUGCUUUGAGUUUCAUUUGAAAAGUAUUAUUAUUGGAGUAUUAUUAUUGGAGAGCCAGUGUGGUGUAGUGGUUAAGAGUGGUAGUCUCGUAAUCUGGGAAACUGGGUUCGUGUCUCCGCUCCUCCACAUGCAGCUGCUGGGUGACCUUGGGCCAGUCACACUUCUCUGAAGUCUCUCAGCCCCACUCACCUCACAGAGUGUUUGUUGUGGGGGAGGAAAGGAAAGGAGAAUGUUAGCCGCUUUGAGACUCCUUAAAGGGAGUGAAAGGCGGGAUAUCAAAUCCAAAACUCUUCUUCUUAUUAUUAGUUACUUUAGGUUCUGAUUUCUAUCUGUGAGCUUCUUUAAAAGUGGAGAUAAUUUGCAUGCCAUUUUCUUCUGGUGUUUUGCUUGCCAACUCUGACAAUGGAUUGAAAGCUCUAUUUUUCAAACUCCCCUUUACCUUCCUACCUGUCUUCUUGAAUAGCCUCCCAGGUGUUCUGCCUUCAGUGCUUCACCCUGACUAUUACCAAACCAAUGUCAGACUUCCCUGCAUCCCUUCCCUCCAAUAUGCUGCAGGAGCAAGAGUUUUCCAGUUAUUUUUGCCCAGAAUUGAAAGUAUAAGCUUCCCAUGCCUUGCAUUUCAGGGGGCUGGCCUGACUGGCUUGGUAGUAUGUUCCUAUGGCUGAUUUGUUGUUCCCAUGCCAUCUAAAGCAGGGGUGGCCAAUGGGGUGCCCUUGAGAUGUUGCUGGACUUAAGUUCCUGUCAUCCCUGAGCAUUGACCGUGUUGGCUGAUGGGAGUUGGGAGUCCAACAACGCCUGGAGUGCACCACAUUGCCUACCCCUGAGGAAUCGUAUUACUCCCCGAGCCUGCACAGCAAAAUUUUGAAAGUGGACAUGCUUUGCCAUUAUUUUCCUUCUUGGGUAAUAGCAGAGAUGCCGCGCAAAAUGUAUUCCAGAUGCACUCCUCUUUAUGAGCUCUUUGUUAAGGGGCUCUUAGAAGUCUCUGAGCACAACAAGGGAUGAACGGGGUCUGAAAUACAUACCUAUUUUGGCCAAACCCACACACAUUGGACUUUUCACCUGGCCUACAUACGUCCUAAACCCGCACUAUUGCUUUGGUCCCUAGAACGUUUCCUGCCUUGGGUACAAAUCCCAGCUCCAGUUCAGGAGCAGUUAGCUCCUCUGCUAAGGUGCCCAACUUGCUGCUGAAAGUGCUUUAUGUGUGCACUCUUGGUGGUCCAGAUGUUUCCCAGUUUUGUUCCAGAAGAUGCAAGGCAGAAUUUUAUUUAGUUGUUUUAGCUACAGGGAUAAAAACACCAAAACUAGGCUGCUGUAUUUCAGACCCUGAUCGAGCACAACUGCCACAGAUUUGGGCAUUACUGUAUUUACCCAGGCCAAGUCCUUCUGUUAAAGCUGUGUUUGCCAUGUUUCCACAUGGCUUCCUGGUGUUUUUUUUCCUUUUAAUUAUAAUUUUGUUCUUAGUUUUUGGUGUGACUUGUAUUCUAUAACAAUAACCUUCUUAGUUCUAAUGUCCCUCCUACCCCUCAGCAGUUGACCAAGCUCCACCAGUUGGCUAUGCAGCAAACCCCCUUUACUCCCCUUGGACAGACCACCCCCGCUUUCCCUGGUACGUACCCAAAUACCCUUUACAGAUUUCCUUCUCUUCUUACCUAUGCAGUUUCUCUUUCUUUCUAAGUUCAAUUUGUUUAACGGUUUUUUAAAAAAUAGGAUCUGUAACCAAAGUUGCAAGUAUCAGUUUGAGAUAUGUUAAAGCACUAGAAUAAUAAUCCAGUUUUUUCUUCAUUGUGGGUAUGAGUUCAAUCCACUCAUGGGCAUUUUUAUCUACUUUGCUCUUUACCUUGCUGAGAAAUAGACAGGUUAUGCGUCUGCAAGUCACCUGCUCAUUUUGUCUGCUGCAAGACAUCCAUGUGGCCAACAACACUUUGUUCAUGGGGGCAUCGAAAGUGUCAGUUGAGAGGAUGCAAAUUCCUUCUAGUUCUCUGUCAUGGUUUUGGUCACUGUUUGGUCACUGUUUCAUUCAUGUAUUCAAAGACAUGAAUUCAUUGUUAAUUAAUGUUUAGCAGGUGAAGCUCAUGCUUUCAUGAGAAAUACUGAGAGGGAGCCGUUACUCUAGUGGAUAAGCCCUUUAUUCGAAGCAUGGCGAAGACUUUAAGGGCUUCUGACAGAAACUUAGUAGGUGCUAUUGUGCCUCACAAAUGUUAGUAAAUUAUUAAGUAAAGUGAAAUCAUUUCAACAGAACACUCAAUUAGUAGAUACUACAUUCCAUGUGUUACGUGUAUCUAUUUAAUAUAUCUUCAUGUCAUUUGGGCGAUCACAAAAUGCGUGUUCUGCCAUUUUGUUCAUCAUAUUUUGAGCUUCCUAGAUGAAGUGACAUUGCUUAUCUCCUUGAAGGCAAAAAACAUUAAAUCUGUUUCUUCUUUGCUCUUCAGGAGAAAAGCUGCCCUUACAUUCCUCCGAAGAAGCUCAAAAUCUGAUGGGCCAAUCAUCAGGUAAAACAAAGGCUAUAGGCAAAUACACAGGGUACUAUUUGCAUUUAUAAAUAUUUUUUCAAUUGGAUUCUGCCACUUUUGUAGCCACUUACAAAUUGACUGCUCAAGUUAUGCUGAUGAGAUAGUUUGACUCUCAGUGGGCAUUAAUAUGUUAGUAUAACAUAAUAUGAACUGCUUAAGCUAUAAUGGUAUACAGUGAAUCCUUUUUCUUUUUAGAAAAACACUGGGAUAAAAUGAAAUUGCAGAACUGAAAUGUCUCCUCUUUUACAGAAUAAUUGCUCUGUAUAAGAACAGGAUUUUGGCUCCUCCUGCUUUCUGUUUUCAGUCAACCUGUGAAACUACUCUCCUCUAAGCCUCUCCAGCGUCCUAUCAGUGGGUUUUUAUAAGCACUGGCCAGGAUCCAAAACUCAUGCAACUAGUUCUGUGCGCCUUAGUGAGCUUUGGGUUUUUGUACAUUGAACAGCAACCCUCCACUUGACACACUGCUUUCAAACCUGAUAUAAUAAUAAGAAGAAAAAUGUAUUAUUUAUACCCCACCCAUCUGGCUGGGUUUCCCCAGCCACUCUGGGCAGCUUCCAACAAAAAAUUAAAAUACAAUAAUUAAUCAAAUAUUAAAUCUUCCCUAAAGGGGGCUGUCUUCAGAUGUCUUCUAAAAGUCCAAUAGUUGUUUAUUUCUUUGACAUCUGACGGGAGGGUGUUCCACAAGGCGGGUGCCACUACCGAGAAGGCCCUCUGCCUGGUUCCCUGUAACUUCGCUUCUUACAAUGAGGGAACUGCCAGAAGGCCUUCGCCGCUGGACCUCAGUGUCUGGGCAGAACAAUGGGAGUGGAGACACUCUUUCAGGUAUACUGGGCCGAGGCCAUUUAGGGCUUUAAAGGUUAGCAUCAACACUUUGAAUUGUUCUCGGAAACGUACUGGGAGCCAAUGUAGGUCUUUCAAGACCGGGGUUAUGUGGUCUCGGCAGCCGCUCCCAGAUGCCAGUCUAGCUGCCGCGUUCUGGAUUAGUUGUAGGUUUUGGGUCACCUUCAAAGGUAGCCCCACAUAGAGCACAUUGUAGUAUCUAUUAUUAUUAUUAUUAUUAUUAUUAUUAUCUACCAAGCGGUAGAUAAUCAAAGCAUGCGCCACUCUGGCAAGACAGUCCACGGGCAGGGUCUCAGUCUGCGUACGAGAUGGAGCUGGUAGACAGCUGCCCUGGACACAGAAUUGACCUGCUCCUCUAUGGACAGCUGUGAGUCCAAAAUGACUCUCAGUCUGUGCACCUGGUCCUUCAGAGGGACAGUUACCCCAUUCAGGACCAGGGAGUCCUCCACACCUGCCCGCCACCUGUCCCCCCCAAAACAGUACUUCUGUCUUGUCAGGAUUCAACCUCAAUCUGUUAGCCGCCAUCCAUCCUCCAACCGCCUCCAUACACUCACACAGGACCUUCACUUCCUUCACUGGUUCUGAUUUGAAAGAGAGGUAGAGCUGGGUAUCAUUUGCAUAUUGAUGAACACCCAGCCAAAACUCCCUGAUGGUCUCUCCCAGCGGCUUCAUGUAGAUGUUAAAAAGCAUGGGGGAGAGGAUGGAACCCUGAGGCACCCCACUAGUGAGAGCCCAGGGGUCUGAACACUCAUCCCCCAACACCACUUUCUGGACACGGCCUAGGAGAAAGGAGUGGAACCACUGUAUGGCAGUGCCCCCAGCUCCUAGCCCCUCUAGAUGGUCCAGAAGGAUGUCGUGGUCGAUGGUGUCAAAGGCGGCUGAGAGAUGCAGCAGAACUAGGAAACAGCUCUCACCUUUGUCCCUAGCCCGCCGGAGAUCAGCGACCAUUGCGACCAAGGCAGUUUCAGUCCCAUGGUUGAAUCCUGACUGGAAGGGAUCCAAAUGGUCUGCAUCCUGCAGGCGUGCCUGGAGUUGUUCAGCAACCACCCACUCAAUCACCUUGCCCAAGAAUGGAAGAUUUGAGACUGGGCAAUAGUUGGCCAUAAAGUUUGUUUUUUUAAGAAGCGGUUUAAUUACUGCCUCUUUCAGUGGGUCUGGGAAGGCUCCCUCACAGAGAGAAGCAUUCACCACCCCGCGGAGCUCAUCGCCCAGCCCUUCCCAGCUCGCUUUUAUGAGCCAGGAUGGGCAAGGAUCAAGGAGGCAGGUGGUUGGUUUCACUCGUCCAAGCAGUCUGGCCACAUCCUCGGAGGUAACAGACUGGAAUUGAUCCCACGCAAGUUGACUAGACAGGACUCUAGCACUGUCCCGCCCUAGCCCUGCUCCCAUGGUGGCAUCUACCUCCUUCUGAAUCUGAGAGACUAUAUCUGCAAAAAAAACCUGCAAAAUCAUUGCAGCAGAUCUUGGGGCCUUUACCGGUCUCCUGCUGCUGUUUCCUGCAGAUGCAAUAGAGGCGGUGAAGAAGGUCCUCUUCGUCGUCGCUAUUGCCACUUGGUAGGCUCAAUGUUGAGCUCUAACCUGUGUCCGGUCAGAUUCAGAAUGAGUUUUCCGCCACUGGCGCUCUAGCCAUCUCAGUGAUUGUUUCAUCACCCUCAGCUCCGAGGAAAACCACGAGGCUGUCUGGGCUCCAUGCAAUCAGAGAUGGCGCUUCAGAGCCAGACAGUCAAUAGGCCUGGUUAGCUCCACCAGGGACACCAGGGAAUCAGCUGAAAGGCCAUCAACAUCCCCUACCACUCUCUGGAAACCAUUUGGAUCCAUUAAGUGGCGGGGGCAGACCAUCCGAAUCAGUCCCACCUCCCUGCAGAGGGGAAGGGUCGCGGAGAAGUCCAGUUGCACCAGGAAGUGAUCUGACCAUGGCACUUCUUUUGUUUCGCUUUUACUUAGUGUCAGAUCACCCACAUCCAUAGAGGUGAACACCAGGUCUAAGGCAUGUCCGUGACUAUGAGUUGUGCCAAACUUAUUCAGGGACAGCCCCAUGGAGGCCAUGCUUUCCACAAAGUCCCGAGCGGCCCCUUGUAAGGUUGUGUCGGUGUGGAUGUUAAAAUCCCCCAGGACAACCAAACUAGGUGUCUCCAGGAGAACAUCCGCCACAACCUGAAGCAGCUCGGACAGGGAAUCCUUGGUGCAGCGGGGAGGUCGGUACACCAAAAGGAAUCCUGUACUGCCCCUAUUGCCCAACUUCCACUCAGAGAACUGGGUCUUCCCAAUAGGACGCCUGGUGCAAACUAAUGACUUCCUAAAAAUCACUGCAACCCCCCCUCCCCGCCCACAUGACCUGGGUUGCUGUGUGUAAGAGAAACCUGGUGCACAAGCAGCGGCAAGGACAGGCCCAUCUGCUUCAUCCAACCAAGUAUCUGUUACACAUGCCAGGUCAAAUCCUCCAUCCAUGAUCAAGUCAUGGAUGGCAGUGGUUUUAUGAAUCAUUGACCUGGCAUUGCACAGCAGCACCUUCAGGUCAUGUGGGUAUCCCACGACCUGAAGCAGCUCGGGCAAGGAAUCCUUGGUGCAGCGGGGAGAUCGGUACACCAAAAGGAAUCCUGUACUGCCGUAUUGCCCACUUCCAGAACAUGCACUCAGAAAACUGGGUCUUCCCAAUAGGACACCUGGUGCAAACUAAUGACUUCCUAAAAAUCACUGCAACCCCACCACCACCACCAUAUGACCUGGGUAAAAUCCCCCCACCAAGCGUCUAUUUGGUGUGAAAAGUCACAAGAGCCAUAUGAAUACUUUCAUGUUUUGCAGCACAACUUGUGUUAGAGAGGGAUUCUGAUAAAGAAUAGCAUUACAGGAGAAUAUGGUUAAAGCCCCCUCCUGAGCACCAGGUUUCCAAUAUAAAUUGGGAUUUAGUUUACUUUUUAAAAUGGUGUCUCAGCUCCAGAGGCAGCCAAAUGUUGCUGCUUACCUGUGUUUUUUUCAUCUGGGUCCUGAACCUAGUUUUGGGACUAUUGGUGAACAAUCUGUGCUAUAAGCUGGUCACGGGGAGUGUGCCUGGAUGUUGUUCUGUGAGAUGAAGCCUGGAAUGCCUUGGGACCAUGGGGCUUGGGAGGAAGAGUUUGACUUUCUUCCCCUACCAUGAUCCCAGGAAAAAGCACCUCUCCGAAGUUGUUUCUUGCAUUUCAAGGGAAGCUCUCAUUGGUGCUAUCAGAAGCUUCCCUUGAAAGGCAGAGAGCAGCUUCAGAGGAGGAGAGUGGGCCUGUCAGGGACAGAGGUUCCUCCUUCCUCUCAGUCCUAUGCCUGUUCAGGUUUCCCCAUGUCUGCUGUUCACUUGUUGAAAAUGUACAUGCUAAUUGCAUUCAGGCAAUAAAUGUCACAUCUGGUUAAAAUUAACAAUGGCAAAUAUUCACAUGUAAUUUUCCUUGCUUAUUUUCAAAAACAGCAAAAUAAAACUUAAGAAUUGAGUAAUUAUCUGUGAGCAUUACGUAGACCAGAUCUAAGAUUUGCCCCUGAUCUAACACUGCAUGAACACAGGCUUCAGUGCUGGGAAGGCAAAGAUACCGGUAGCUCUUUCAAGGAAGCCGGACUUCUGCUAAUCAGCUCUGCUGGAAGGGAGGGAGGAGUCUGAGUUCAGUUCUCCACCAGAUUGCUUGUUGGAUGUUAGCAAAUGGGCAAAUAAGAAGUUGUUUCAUUACAAGAUCAUGGAGAGGCAAAUUGCCAUAUUAAAACUGGAAGCCUAAGGGAUCACAGAAGUGAGUGAUGAACUAGAGAAUAAGCACGCUAACUUCAUUUUCUUUAAAUGUUGAAAUUAUAAGUCUUGCUUUUAUUUCGCAUUAUAUUGCUUGUAAUUUGCAGCAGAUCUGCUUCCAGGCACAGUCAAAGGGAGCAGCCUAAAAGGAAAGUUGUAGUUGAGCGUGCAGCCUUGAAUCUUUGUGCAGUCCAGGGAAUCUUUCCUUUCAAUCUUAUAAUUAUUAUUAAUAAUAAUAAUAAUACCCCGCCCAUCUGGCUGGGUUUCCCCAGCCACUUAUCUGAGGCCAUUGUGGAUAGGACAUUAACUAAUGCAAAACCUGGGCUGAAAUAAAUUGGAUGAAAACCUCCAGACUGCGUCUUUUGCUGCAACAUUUUAUAAAUCACACAGAGUGAUACAGAUACAGACCUCUUAUUACUGCCUCUUCUUUGCAACCAGCCCCAAAAGAAACAAGGAAAGCUUCCCUGUCAGUGGGUGGGUCUCCAAAUUUACACUUAUUCUUUCAAAUGAGUAUCUGGAGCAAGAAUGGGAUAUCUGGCCUUCCAGAUGUUGUGAAACUCCCUCAUCUCUGACCAUUGUCCCUGUGGACUCAGGCCAAUGGGAGUUGGAGUCUGGCAACAUCUGGUGGGCCGACUACAGGUUCAGAAUAAUUAUGUGAGAACUGUUAAGUUCCAUGGAAAAUCAUAUUUUUGCAGGCAAAUAUCCAUCUUCUUUUGGGAGAAAUUAAUUAUACAUUCCUUGCUUUUUCAACAUGGUGUUGAAAUUGCAUAAAGUAAAUUUGGCACUGGAAAUGUGCUGUAUAAAGAGCGAAUCAUUAUGACUGAGGUGGUCAGGGACAUGUUUUCAUUCUUCAAGUCAUUGGGUUGGAUACUAAGAACUUUGAGUGAAAGGAAAACAUUAGUUAGCAUUGUUCUGCAAAUACUUGCUCAAAAGACCAAGAAUUCACACCAGGCUUUAUAGAACUUCUCACGCAUUCACUUGUGCUACAGAUUGUGCAAGGGGAACAACACGUCUGGAUUUAGUUUCACUUUUCUUGCUGUAGUGUGAGGUGGAAAACAGCUGUUCUGUGACAGGUAGGUAGCCGUGUUGGUCUGCCAUAGUCAAAGCAAAAUACAAAAAUUCAUUCCAGUAGCACUUUAGAGACCAACUAAGUUUGUUAUUGGUAUGAGCUUUCGUGUAUCUGAAGAAGUGUGCAUGCACACAAAAGCUCAUACCAAAAACAAACUUAGUUGGUCUCUAAGGUGCUAAAGAAGGAUUUUUUUUAAGCUGUUCUGUGAGUGAGAGGCAGUUUUGCAUAUGGGGCAAUUUGAGAUGGAGCAAGUUACUUUGUGAAAGUUUUCACAGUUCUUUGAAUUUUCUAAAAAAGAAUACUGUGGUUUCAAAUUGGGCACAACUUAUUCAAUAUAUAUAGCAUUACAUAUAAGGGUAGGUAGACUGUUUUUUGAGAUGACAGCGUAUAAAUUAAAGGAGCAGAUCAAUAUAUAUUUUAGUCAUUGAUUUCAAAGCAGAAAUCUCUUGUCUUGCGACCUAUUCCUACAAGAAAUAAAUGCAAUAAUAAAGACUAAUAGAUGUGGCAAAAUACAGUAGCUACAGUGGGAAAGAGCUUGACCACAAUCCCAGGGUCUGAUGAUAAGCUACAACAAACUUUAGCUUUGGGCCGGGGGUGGGGAGCAAAGCUGGACAGUCAACACAUUUGCACAGUCUGGGUAAGCCAAAAUUUCACUGACUGUGUUGCCUGAACUGCGCCAAUUAAUGAACACUCCCUGAUUCAGUGAGCGGUCAUCUUGUCAGCUCAAAAAAUAUUUCCUGUUUGUACUGCUUAAACCUGAUUAAUGCCAUCAUCAGGCUAAAGCGUUCAUCUACUGUGGAAUUGAUGAUGAUGGACCUUGGACAUUUGAUUAGAAAUUGAAACAAUAUAAGCUAUUACAGCCGGAAGCAUCAAUGCUUCUGAAUACCAUUUGCUGGGAACCACAGGAGGGAAGAGGGCUCUUGUUCUGGAACCCUGCUUCCUGGUUCUCCAUAAUGGGCAUCUGGUUGGCCACUGUGAGAACAGGAUGCUGGACUAGAUGGGUCAUUGGCCUGAUCCAGCAGGCUCUUCUUACAUUCUUACUUGCUCAUAGCGGCCAAUAUGACAGGAAAUUUUGCUUCCCCCCUCCCCAGUUUAUACCUUUGACCUUCACACCACUUACCUCUGGAGGACAUUUGCAGUAGAACUCUAUCCUUAUAUUGAGUUUGGUGUCAAGAUAUGUUCCAUACUUGUCAGGGGCAUCAGCAUAAUGCAAAGUGAGUAGCAAUGUGGGAACCAAUUUGUUUAUGUUUGGCAACCAAAACAGCCUGGGUGGAGAGACUGAAUACGAUGUGCUUCACAAAAUGGACUUCUGUGGCAGACAUUGCAUCGUGGUCUGGACGUGGUCUCCCCAACACUAACCCCAAGGUACCACAAGGUCCUGGCUGUGUUUUUGCUCCGUUGAUUAACAGCAACUUUUUGAGCCAACUGUUAAGGAAUGGUUUUAUCUUUGAUCCCGAAACGGAAGCAAGGUGAGGUGAGGAUACGGUACCUAUGGAGUUUGUAAUGAUUUGUAUUAGAACCAAAUGGGCAGGUUAAGAGAGAAUUGAUUCUAGGAGCUCUAGGUUAGUAAUAUUAGUGCUUUCCUUGUUACUUUGCCAAAACAUGUUCCUUCCUUACCCUCUGGCCCUGGUGCAGUCUGAGAAAUUCACAAGGUCUGCUAUUUUGGUGGAAUACCAGACGCUGUGCAGUGCUAUGUCUUCAAGCUAUAACCAUUUUCCCUUGCAUAUGCUCAGGUUUGGAUGCCAGUCCCCCGGCCAGUACUCAUGAACUCACCAUUCCCAAUGAUGUGAGUAUCGCAUCUCAAUGCUCUCCAUACCAUUUUUAAAACAUGUUUCUCUACAAAUGACAUCUAGGACAUUUAGCAAAGCCCAUGCAUUAAUUCCAGGCAUAUCAUUUCAAAGUCUUUUAACAAAGUACAGUUACUAAACCGAAAGGGGUGGAAUAAAGAAUUGGGGAGGGGGAUUGCCUUGGCAACCUUUCUUCAGUAGUCUAGUCCUUAGGAAAUGGACUGACAUCUCUAGAGAACAACACCAUUUUCUGACCCUUUCUAGUCCUACAGCAUUAGAGGUUUGCCAGCUGCAGACAGGUGCUGCCUCAGUAAUUUCACAAGUUGCCUUAUGGGAUGAAAAGGGAGUUGUUUUCCUUGCCCAUUCUGAUCCUGACCUCCGUGCUGGGUGGUAAUCAAAGCAGUUCAAUUGGAGCUGAGCUGGAAAAUGGUGGGACUUACUUUGUGCAUAGCUGCCAACUUUUCCCUUUUCUUGCGAGUAAUCCUAUUCAGAAUAAGGGAAUUUCCCUUAAAAAAGGGAAAACGUUGACAGCUAUGACUUUGUGGUGGGAGAGAAGUGGGAAGUGGGAGGAGUCGUGGCUCCGUUUCUUAUUAUCUGGGUACUGUAUUCUAACAGGAUAGGUUGUGCUUCGUUGACUACUUGUUCAUGCAAAUAUUCCAUUUGUUUCUAGAUAAAAAGCAAGUAAUUCCUCCCCUAUUUUUAAAAACCAGUUUGACAGUUUAUGAGAAACAGAACAGAACACAUAUAGUACUCCUUUUCAAAUAGCCCCUGCAGAAAUUCUACAUUUGAUGUCGUUUAGAAAGGUUUUCAUGCUGGCUAUUUAUUUAUUGUGACUUAUUUCAGAGCACAGAAAUGUAAAUUGACCUCUCUUCCAGUCCACUCCAGCUGUGCUCAUUUCACACAUUAUGAGUAUGGUUUAGAACAGGAGUUCCCAAAUGUUUUGGACCCAGGACAGCAGCACAUUUGAAAAUCUAAAAAACUGUCAUGAGCACCACAAAACACUAAUUUCACAGAAGAAAAAAGAGUUAUAAUAGCCCCCUGUCCCAAGCAGACAAAAUACCUCCACCUUAAAAAAAAUCAAAUAAAACACAGAGGAGGGAAGUACACUCCCCAUAACAAGCUGUCUGUCUGUCUGGAGGGACUAAGGGCCUUGGUGGACACCAAGGGUGGUUUCUGGGGGUACAGUGGCCCUGCCGUAUGCACCACGUUGGAGACCCCAGGUCUGGAAACAGUUGAGAGCUAAGCAAGACAAAAACCACGGUGGAGUGCAUUUUAGAAAAAGACAGUGAAAAGGGUCUGACUGAAGUUUCUGGACAUGCGUUUCCAGCUCCAUGAAAUUGUGGUUUUGUAUCUAUUGGCUUGGAGAAAAGGUGCAAUAUAAAUGUUAUAAUAAACAACGUAGAAUAUAGCUCUAUCUUAUUUGCAAUUGUGAGCUUCCUGUCAAUUUAUUCUGGCUCAUUAGAGGACCCUGCAAAGAUUAAAAAGUUCCUAUUUCAAACAGGCAUAGGUCCUUCAGAGUCUCCCCUUCUCUGUACUUUUCUUAUGAAAUUUCCAGAGCCCAAAUGUACUGUUAGUGUUGGUUGAAUUGAAAUACAUAAUUGUUUCUGGUAUGCUUUUAAUUUGUGAGGGCAAUUUGCUUAGCAACAAACAUUAAUUCUCCCCCAUUGAGCAUGCAAAUUUUGGCAUGAACAUACUCUUAAAAAUUAAUCUCAGUUAUAUUUAAUUUGUUUGAAUUCAUCUUCCCUGAAUAUGGGAACCAAAACUCUUUCCCAGGUUUGUUCAUUCAUUCCCCGGGGCAAGCCAUGACAGUCAUCCCCUACAGAGACAGCAUGACCACCAUUAAAACCUCAUGUAUAGAUGGUUUGCAUUGUUUAUCCAUUAUGCAAAUGAAAGCAAACUGAGCUCUGGUUUCAGUUAAUGUAUGUGCAGGGACACUGUCUAUCACAAUUACAUCAACACUCUUCUGUUCGGCAUUCAAUAAAACCUUAACAAAAAUAUUUAAGCAGGUUUCUAAAAAUGCAUACCUGCAUCUGAAGGUGAACAAAUAAUGUGGCUGAGGAGGAAAAGGUGAUGGAGGAAUUCUGACUUGAGUGUUUCAGUUUAGUUUAGUUUAGUUUAGUUUAGUUUAUGCCAUUGAUUUUUGAGCUUGGCAUGCAACCUGAAAUUUAGAGGCCGCCAUAGUAUAUUUGAAUGAGACAAAGACUUUUGGCUUUUUGAACAGCAAGUCAUUAUUAAUUCUGGUGUCUUAAAGUGGUGUUAUCCUCAACAACAAUAAAUGGGAUGUUCUCUCUAGGACUAGGAGCUUCUUCUGAAUCUGUAAUCCAGUCUGGCUCCCUGGCCCAUUAUAAAUGAUCUGCCUCUGAUCCUACAGAACAAUUCUUCAGGAAAUCUACCAUUUAAAAGACCUAUUUUUCUUUCUACUAACCUAAAUUAUAUAGAAAGCAAUACACUGUGGGCCGUUUCCAGAAUGGCUUGUGUUAUGUGUUUUGAUUACAGCUGCUAUUAUAGCAUAUUCUCCAACACUUCACAGGUGAAAACCAGGGUGCUUAUGAGUGUUACCCCAUUUGCAUGUUGAGUAUACUGUGACUUCAUGUUCUGGACAGAUAUAGGCAUGAAUAUGCAUUAUUUUCAAUAUGCAAGCCAUGCUCACUCAGUAAGAUUCCAUAGAAAUACAUCCAUAGAGUUAUGGAAGCAAUUUAUUUUUGGAGUAUGAAAGGGACAAUAUUCUCUUCACCAUUUGCUUCCGAGGUCCUAUCAUUGUUAGAUUUCUCCCCAAUACCUUGUUGCUUUCUGGUUGAUAGGGCACAAGCUUGCACAUCUUUCUAUAUUCUUACAUGGUUCAUAGAACCAUAGAAUAGUAGAGUUGGAGAGGGGCCCAUGGACCAAGCUUCCACUUGAAUCAGAAAAUCCAGAUGUGGUGUAUUCCCAACAGAUGACUGUCAAACCUCUGUAUGAAGACCUCUAGCACACACACAUACACAUGCCAGCAAUUGGUUCCAUUGUCAAGUGGUCCUUACCAAUAAGACGUUGUUCCUAUCUUCUGUGAUAGAAGCCCAUUAGAUCUAGCUUUGCCCUCCUAGGCAGAAGAAACCAAGUCAACACCCUCCUCUGUGUGGCAGCCGCUUUGGGUAUUUGAAGUGUGCUUUCCUGUCCCUUCUCACCUUUUUUAUUCAUGUUACAAAUGCCCAGUUCCUUCCACCUUUGCUGUCCAUAUCCCUGCAUCUUCACUGCCAUCUUUGGAACCAAUUUUUCUACAUCCUUCUUGUCAUGUCUGACAAGUGCAGAACCAAGUGGAACCAUUAUUUUUCAUAAUGCAGCCUAAACUUACAUCAGCUUUUUUUACACCCAUAUUCAGUUGCUGUUUGUAAAAACAUUGUUGGAUUUAUUUGUAUAUUAUUUAGAUUUAUGCCCCACCCUUCAGAUACAUUGCCAGGUUUGGUUAAAUUCUUGCUCUCUGGCUCCAGUUUCUUAGGAUGCUCUGUGAUGAGUUUGAUAGAUAGUUGGUCCUGCCUUUGAGCUAGAUCACUACAAAAAGCUUUUUUAAAAAAUUACAUUGCACUUGUAAUAGAAGAAAAUCAAAAUCUGGUAGUACUGGGGAAAGCACUAACAGGCUCUUGCAGGCAACACUUUGCACAUGUAGAAGCAACACUGCAAGUUGUCAUGAUAUAGACAGCUGCUUCAUUCCUCCAGAAACAGGGUGUAUCUUGGAGUCCAGCAGACCUUUAUGUCUCAAGGCAACUGAAAAUGUGGGCCCUCCAGCUCCACAGCAUUCGAUGGCAGAAAGUGAGAGAUGAAAGAGAUACAGCUUCACAACAUUCAACUCUGCUUGAAUCAUGUGGAAUGUGGUAUAUUGCACUGUGUAUAGGGAUAAACAAAGCUGUCAUGUUGAGUUAUCUAAGUUUCUCAUGUUUCCAGUCUUAAAUUCAGUUCUUCACAUUUCUACAACAAUUUGCAAUUUGAUAUUUAAAAAAAUCCUCAUGAAAAUUUGUCAGCCUUUUUUGUGCAAACUUCUCCUGCUUGUAUGUAGGUUUUCAGUAACUAGCACAUUUUUCAAGCAGUUUCCCCUAAUAAAUGCAUUUUUGUGCACAUUUUCCCUUAAAAUAUUCAUUUUGUACAUAUUGCUUAGGCGGAGGAUGGAAACGCAAAAUUCAGAGAAGGACAAGCUCUAAAGGAAAGCUGUGUUUUGGUUCACAUAUUGUUUCAGAAAGUGCAAAAUAACUAAACUAAAAUGUUCUAACUAAAACAUGAGCAAGAUUGAGUAUUUCCUCAAUCCCUAGCUCCGUAUGACAAUUUCAGUUCCAUGGAUGUUCAAGGCAGCUACUUAAUUAGAUUUACUUUAUCAUAUAUUGUUUGGGAUGAUUUCUUACCUGCUCCUCCACCACAGUCCCAUGGCAGGUCACAGCAAUGCAAAAAUUGUUUUUACUGGAGGGGUGGUCCUCCUAGGAAUUUUCCUCGCGGGUUUCCCAAAGGACAGCCAAAAAUGAGCAGCAGCAGCAUUUAGCAGACCUACUUAGGUGUAAAUUUAGCAGCAAGUAAAUUCAAAAAUACUGUGGACAGGAAACAUCAAGAUAGAUUUUGGAGGCCUAACAUUAAAAGUGACAAAGGUGCUCACAGAAACAGCAACGCAGGUGUGGCUGAGUGCCCCAUUGUGGACACAGCUGUAGUGAAUCUUUCUUAACACCUGGUGGCUAAAAUUCCUGUGUUUAUAGCUGAAAUAACAUUUCAAUUAACACUCAUGUGUUUGAAGACUACUUUUAUUUUGAUGAUGGUUCUUCUUGCUCAGAAGCGUCUUUUGCUUGAGCUUGUUUGACCAUUCUUAAGAUUUUGCCUUGGGGUUUUGGUUUCCAGCUGCCUCUUCUCUGCUUCUCUUUUUCACACUUGAAAUGUUUAAGUCAUGGCUGUGCUUAGAAGGUUUGCAUGCUCACUUUAGUUCACUGACAGCUACUGGUAUUACUGAAGAUUCGUUCUUGUUAGUGGCUUUGAUUGGAGGAGCUAAUGAGUUAGUGGGCACAAAAAAUCAGUUACCUUCUCACCCCUGCUUAUGUGCCCCCCCCCCCGUCCAGCUCUGCCACUACGGAAGUGGGGCACCAGGCUGUGUGUUGACCUGGCUGAUCACAGACCUUUCUGUGCCCCUUCCUUUCCCCUGGUGCUCAACUCAGAGCACAAGCCCUUGCUCCAUUCUGAGCACACCUGGGAGGAGAGAAAAGGCAGAAGGGCUGAGGCUGAGGAAGAACGCCACACCUGCAGCUCACAGCCCUCUUGGAGAGAAGGGUGAGGGGACAGAGAGCCCUUUCGGCCCUUAUUCAAGGCACUGCCACCAACACCAUCUUAUAGUAUAGGGAGAAGGGGACAUGGAGCUGACUGGGUCCACCACAUCUCUCUUUUCACACCAUCUGCCACCACAACAUGAAGGGAGCUGGAGGGGUUGGGACUGGGGCGAGGACGCAGGCCUCUAAAGUCUCCUCAGCCAUUUCGUUAGCCAUGAUUUGUGGCAAGACAAAGUGCCAUGCAGGUCAUAAACAGGCCUGGUGGUGACUGUUUAUAACCUGAAUAGUUUGGAAGAGAUUGCCAAGACACAAGAACAGUUCAGCAGGGAAGUGAUAUAGCAGAGCUCUUUUGAAUAUUACAUUUCCAGAGUAUUCAAAACAGAAACACGUGCCCUGACAUAUCUCACAAGCCCUACGAUACUACUCACAAUCUUUAACACCAGUGGACCAAAUUAAGAAAUGCCCCUGUGCCUUUUUUUCUAGCUAAUAGGCUGCAUAAUCGGACGCCAAGGGACCAAAAUCAAUGAAAUUAGACAGAUGUCUGGAGCACAGAUCAAAAUCGCCAAUGCCACAGAAGGUUCAUCAGAACGCCAAAUUACCAUCACAGGAACCCCAGCUAACAUCAGCCUUGCUCAGUACCUCAUCAAUGCCAGGUGAGAGCUGCUUACUAAGGUUUCCUAAGUACCUCCCUCACCCCACUUUCAUAACCCAAGAUAUAAAUAAAGUGGCCAAUUAGACCACAAUACAAACGUCUCUGAUGCCAACAUGUACUCUUUGCUCCACAUGGCAGCAAGAAGUGAGAUCAUCCAUCAAUCUAGUUUUGGGGAAUUCGGUGAACAGUUAUGUUGAUGGUUCCCCUUAUUCUAUUAAUCUGGUAAUGAUAGCUGUAAACGAUUAAAAAAAUCCAACUAUUUUCUCAGUACAUAUAUCUCUUUUCAUAACUUUCAAAUUAGUUUGGCUAUGUCAGAAUCUCUCUUAACUCAUUCAAAGGGUGUAAUUCAAUGUCACAAUUCUUCCGUCUGGAAAAGCAUUUCCGCUUGCCAGAAGGAAGAACCCCACCUUUCCUCCCCCUGCAUGCUGUUCUGGGGUUUCCUAAUUCCCAAGCCAAUUUGGGGGGUGCAGCGGGAAGCCCCAUUGCACAAGUGAAAGUCCUUUCACAGGGCUUAUGCUGAAAGGGUUCAUUAGGUGAAUCCCACCCACAGAGAUGCAUAAUUUAUUUUGCAAUAUUAUCGCUUGUUUUGAUCCUAAAAAAUGAAUUGCAUUUGCAUUUCCUGUAUAUAUUUUUAUCUUAUCAGGCACUUUUCUGAAUAAGGGCAAAUAAGGAGAAUGAUAAUAGGUUGGUCAUUCCAUCUUAAUCAGACUUUUAAAAAUUAUCCUAUCUGCUAUUUGAAAUAAUAGGAUGUGUUUUAAUAGCAGCCAAACUGGUAUGGAUGAAACAGGAAAUGUGUGGGUGGCACAGCUGCACAGGAAGGAUCAUAGAGUUGGAAGGGACACUGAUGGUCAUCUCUUCCAACUCCCUGCAAUGCAGGAAUCUCAGCUAGAUCAUACAUUCCUCCUCUGCUUAAAAGCUUCCAGUGAAGUUGAGUCCACCAUCUUAUGAGGGAGUCUAUUCCAAUGUUGAACAGCUGUUUCCGUCAGAAAGUUAUUCCUGAAGUUCACUCAGAAUCUCCUUUUUUGUAACUUUAAGUUCUGGGUUGUACCUUCUGGAGCAAGAGAAAACAAGCUGGCUCCUUCUUCCACGUGACAGCCUUUGAAAUUUUUGAAGAUGGCUAUCCUAUCUCCUCUCAGUCACUUUUCCAGGCUAAACAUACCCAGCUCUUUCAAGUGCUCCUCGUAAGGCUUAGUUUCCAGACCCUUGAUCAUCUUGGUUGCCCUCCCCUGCACUCGCUCCAGCUUGUCAACAUCCUUCUUAAAUUGUGGUGCCCAGAAUUGGACACAGUAUUCCAGGCGUGGUCUGAUGUGGCAGAAUAGAGUGGGACUAUUACUUCCCUUGAUUGGGACACUAGACUUCUGUUGAUGCAGCCGAGAAUAACAUUAGUGAUUUUUGCUUCUGCAUCACACUGUCAGCUCAUGUUAGAUCCUUUUCACAUGUUCUGCUAGUAAGCCAGGUGUCUUAUAUUUGUGCAUCUGGUUCUUCCUGCCUAAGUGCAGAACCUUAUAUUUGUCCCUAUUGAAAUUCACUUUCUUAGUUUGGACUUAUUUCUCCAAUCUGUUAAGGUCAUCUUGCAUCCCAAUUCUAUCUUCUGCGGCAUUGGCCUCCCCUCCCAGGGUUGGUGUCAUCUGAAAAUUUGCUGAGAAUCCCCUCAAUUCCUCCAACCAUGUCAUUUAUAAAGACGUCAUACAUGCCUACCUGCUCACUAUCCUACCAGGCAAAUUGAAACCAAGUUCACCACAAGAAACAUAUGUACUCUUGUAGACAAUCAAAUGUCACUUGGGUGAGGAGAACUGACUUGUCUCCUCUUGGGUCAGGGUUGCUGACCAACUCAGGAGCAGGGGGCAAGGGUGGAGUAUUCUGGGAAAGGGCCUGGCUGGCUGACUGGAGCGCUGAAGGUGAGCCCUCCAUACAGCAACGCUUCAUUUGUUAUAAUUUCCUUCUUUUUGUCUUCUUUUAAAUAUACUAACUGUAAUUGUGUUUAAAUUAGAUCAGAUGCUAUUUUUUAGGAGAAAAGGAUGAGUGUGACAAAAUCCAUGGUAUUGCAGGCAACGUGAAUGUAAAUUAGCUUGUCAGAAUCAUUAGCAAGCUCUUUUCCAUGUUUGAAUUAAUGUGAACAGGGGCCCAAGGAGUAUGGAGUGAAGUCCUCAGUGUCUAUGUUUGUCAUAAACUUUAAGCGAUUCCCCACUUUUCCUCCCAUUUAUUUUUUACAAUUAUUUAUUCUAGGCUGACGUCUGAGGUCACUGGAAUGGGCGCACUCUAAUUUCUGCCAAUCACACAUCAUUCUGCAUCACAUGACCCUCUCUAGCCAAUGACGCUUCUUCACCCAGCUUCUACAAUGCGUAUACUUACGGCUUCACACACCCCUCUUCUCCUUGG
Messenger RNA from Podarcis lilfordi (Lilford's wall lizard), 78777 nucleotides. NCBI's taxonomy places the organism in Eukaryota, Metazoa, Chordata, Lepidosauria, Squamata, Lacertidae. The record is from the annotation of a GenBank genome assembly.